This is a messenger RNA of Podarcis lilfordi (Lilford's wall lizard), 47578 nucleotides long. The record is from the annotation of a GenBank genome assembly. NCBI's taxonomy places the organism in Eukaryota, Metazoa, Chordata, Lepidosauria, Squamata, Lacertidae.
AUGGAGACCGCCAAGAGCAGGAGGAGCCCGACCCUGUAAGUGUCCGUAGAGAUGCCCCGAACUGCUUCCCUCCUUCUCUCCCCUCAGCGGCCGGCGCACGUCUCGCCCGAGUCCCGGCUUCCCUCCUUUUGUUUUCCCGACGGGCAUCUUCUUCCAUCCACACGGUGGGCAGCGGGGAACAAAGACACUUGGCAAGGCGGGGAAGCGUCGAACUUUUUCAGCUUGGGGGCGAGGAGUGCAUGGAGUAUCUAUCUAUCUAUCUAUCUAUCUAUAUCUUCCCUUUCCCAAAGCAGCUGGACAUUUCUAUAUGGAUGGUGGUGAGUGAGCUGAGGGAAGCAUUAAAAAACACACCACACACUUCAAUUAGAAAAGUGAAAGGAGGACCAGCUGGUUCUGUAUAAGGUUGCUCCUUUAAUCUAGCCAAAAAAUGUGCCCCUCUGUUUCUGUGUGGCCAAAUGAGCAGAGCAUCAGGAGGCUUAAGUCAAGGGCUCACUUUCGUUUUCACUAAUAAAUAUGGAACCGACAAGUAAGGCUUUAAUAUAGUUAGAUCCUGCUCAUGAUUCUGCACUAGGUGUCCAGGGGGCCGGCAGUCCAAAGUUUAGGCGUUGACCUUUACGGCUAGUAAAAGAGUAGCCGACUUUUGCAGGAAAAUAUUGGGUGGGUGGAGUCAAAGUGCUUCCCUCCCCAAACAGGUAUUGACCAUGGGCAGCGCAUGACAGUGGUUUUCCACCAUGAACAACAUUUCAGUAUGUCAGCGGAACCAACAAGGUGGCACCAAUCUGUCCCCCAGUGGUUUCCUUAGUGGAGAGCAUGGGGGAAAGAAGUCAUGGAAGUUCCCCCUUGUCUUCUAGUGCAAUCCCAGGGCAUAGUUGUGAAGUCAGAUUUGGUGGGGCAGGGGGUGGGUGGGAGCAACAUUGGCAAGCUGUCUCAGAGCCCAAAUCCUUCCCCCAAGGAACACAGGGAGAAAUUGCUCCCUGCCACCACACAAAUUGUGCAGGGUCCCCAAAACUUCUUACAAAUAAAUACUGUGAGCUAAUUUUUCUACCACCCUGUUGUUGUUGUUGUUUUAAAAAAUGCUUGCUGCUGCUGCUUGCUGCAUUCAGAAGCAGAUUUGUUGUAGGACCACAUAAUUUUUGCAAAGGGAAUUUGUAGUACAGUAAAAUGAAUUACAAAAAAUAUAGACAAACCCUUUCCGAAUUACACAGAAGUAAGAUACUGAGGAGAAACAUCCAUCCUUGCAUGUUCUUUACCCCUCCCUCUCUUAAGGGUGGAUCUACACACCUUGGCUGUGUUCAGGCAUAACAUUAAACCAUAGUUUGGUAUUACAAGAAUGAACCAAAGCUUCCUACUGCUUCCUUGCAGCUGUUCCGGAAGUGUGAGCCCAAGGCUCCCUGUAGCUCAUGUUAGUAAUGUUAGUCCACUGUUUAGCAUUAUAUCUUGAGUUUUAGUGGUGUUUCUGCAAUUGUCUGUAAUAUGAAUGUGAGACCUGCAUUGAUGAGAAUAUAGAUUUGAUUUCUGUGGUUCUGUCUCACUAUUAAUAUUCUUAACAGGCGGCACACAUAGCACCAGAAAGGCAUGAUAUUGUGCUGUGUAGAAAUGGUCAGUGCUUUUUUUCAGAGGGUACUCAAGGGUACACAGUACCAACACCUUAUUUAUUCAAAUGUUAAAAGUAUGGCACUUACUGUAACAACUUCAUGGCGAGUACUGGCACCUUUUUUCCAAAAAAAGAAAAAGCACUGGGUCUAACACCAUCUGACCUUUUUGUGAGAUGCUAAAAGAGGCUAAGUAUUUUUAGGAAGACUGAUAGUCAUGCUUGCCAGGAGCCUGGUUUCAGAUUUGUGGUCACCUGUAUGCAGCAUGGAAAAUCUGACCAUUAGCUCAUUAUGAAGGGCAGAAUGAGCAUUAAGUAUGUUUAACGAAACUCUUGCACUUAUAAAAUGUGUGUUGCAGAUAUGUGCAUAGUAUUGCUGCUGAUUCCCCAGUGUAAUAUAUUGCAGAAACCUGCCUCAAUAAAUAGAUCACCAAUCAGAGCUUUAUAGGAUGAUAAUACAUUUGACCCUGCUGUUUUCUCCAAAAGGAAGUUCAAAGAUCCUAGCACAACAGGCAAACAACAUGAAACACCAUCUAACAAUAAAAUGCUACAAGAAACUUGAAACAGACCUUCAGUUCAGUAUUUCAGAAAAUAACAGUUCAACUAAAUAUCAGUGCAAAACUCAUGAAUACAGCAACCUUUGUUUUAGCAAAAAAUGCUCAUUUAUUUUUUACUCUAGCAGCCAAUAUAAUAAACGAUUCAGAUAUACCCACCCUAGAACCAUCAGAAACCAAUAGAAGAAUGAGUCACAACUAAUUAAUACAAUAAUAGUACAGGAUAAAAAGAGUCACCAUAUCCCAGAGCCCGCUCUUGUCAAACCUACUCUCCCAUCACAGGUUAAUUCAGAGGCAGAAAAGGGGAGACUGUCCAUACUACUCAAGUCAAACUGACAGACCCUUGUCUCUCCUGUGUUUGUGACUAUAAACUCCAGCCUAGGGCAUGAUUACAAGGCCCCAGUUACACACUUCCUCCAGAAUAGUGAGCAGGAAGUCUCAACCACUUGUCAGGCUUGAUGUUUCAAGCAGGUCUGUUUGAGUCAGCUGUUCUCUUCAGGUACAUUAAAAAGUCAGGGCAGAUGACAGUCCCUUACCCCAAUGUGCUGCUUGUGGCUUUAUAGCUGGAGCAUGUUCACAACGACUUAUGAUACACUUCCUCCAGGGCAGGAACUUUCCAAGAUUCAUAGCAUUCAGUACAAUGUAAUGGGUAUAAUUUACUGAAGACAAUCCCUUUAUUCAGACCUAGUCAAUUUUAUUUUUUGACCCUACGCAAUUAAUGUCCAGGGACAAUUGAAGUGACUUAGGGGUCUACAGUCUGACUGCAAUGUAAUUUCUUUCAGCCUCUUCCCUUUAUUGUCAGACAGAGGGAGCUUGUGGUUAGUUUGGGUCCCUGUACUGUGUGAUUAAGGGUUUGUUUGUUUGUAUGUUAUGUUUUAGCAGUUCAUGGUUAGAUGUCGCCUGGUGUUUUUUGUGCAGUGUGAUUAAUGUACUGCAACAAAUAUCACAGUGCUGUAAGACAUUUUCAUAUAUGCAAAACGUGAGCACUUACAGAGAAACCACAGGGUUUCUCUGAAGGUAAUAAUGGAUGUAGUUGGUGCAGAGAUUUCCUACUGAUCUUAUUUCUGAAGAUGUGAGGACAGAAACUCCAUGUGAGGCAGUGUUUGCAGGACAGCAUAUUCAUUCGAUUUUUACCUCAUCUUUCUCUGCCAGUGGUAACUCAGAGUGGCUAACAGCAUCAAAAGAAAACUAAAAUUAAUGCAAAACUCAUUUAGAAAGUGGUUGGGUCUUGCUGGGUUAGUUCUUUUGGCUGUUAGCACUUGACUGAUAAACCGUCAGAAAGGGACUGUUGGAGGAACUCCUCCCUCCCCGGAAGUGAGCUUAUAAAAGCCUCAAUAGCUGAUGAAGUGGAUUGCAAUUAUAUGAUGUGAGUAAAUAUCUGAUGAGGCGGGUGGUGGUCCAUGAAAUCUUAUGCCACGAAACAUUUUUUAGUCUUUAAGGUGCCACGAGACACUGUGCUUUUCCUGCAACAUGGCUACUUCUCUGGAAAUCAGUAACUGAGAUGGUUCUAAGGUGGAUCGUCUCCAUUGGCCUGUGAAUCAGAAAAUGCUUUGCCUAGUUUUUGCUGCCUUUUCCCAGCUGCUGAGGCUGAAAUGGGAUGGGGAACCUAAACUGGAAUUGUCUUUGGACUGCCAACUGGAACUUUGGAUGAGUGAAAUGUAAUUUCCUCCUUCCCACUUUGCCUGGGCGUCAUAACAUGAUGAGAACAUGAAGGUGGGCAGCGCUAAUGUGCAGCAUUGCUCAUGGCAGCAAAUAACCAAUUUAGUGGGGAUUUUCAGUGGGAAAAUGGUAAAAGGCAAAGGAUUAAUUCCCACUUUAACCACACUGUGGCCCUGAUUGCUUAGGAUCCUGUGCAGCUGAUUUUGGCUGAAAAUAAAAGGGGGGAAAUGACAACACCGUGGCAAUCCACAGUAUUCAAAGAUGUGUUUAAAGGAGCAUGCAGUUUGACCCCUAGCUAACAAGCUGUAAAAAGUAGCACAUCACCAGUUCUAGAUGAUAUUCGUCUGACAGUUCUUUAGGGCAGUGGUUCCCAGUUACCUAAGUACUGUUGACCCCCUGUUUUUUAAAAGCCAAGCCAUGAAUCCCCUACUUUUGAAAGUGUUGAUAUAUCUGUGGUAGUGUUUGGUAUGUGAAUGGUGCCACCAUACCCUCCAACGUGUCCCAGUGCAAAACUGGGCUGUGUGUCUUCCGGGCCACACUCCAAUGCAAGUCCCGUGACCUGUGCAAGAGCACGGCACCCAGAAACCUGCAUUUUGGGGCUCCACAAUCUCACGCAAGCCACACAUCUGGCCAUGAUCUUGCACGUUUUUGGCCACUGUGCUCUCGCAAAAUGGAAUGUCCCAGACAGUUGACGGGUAAGUGCCAUGGACCCUCUGUCCUAAUUGUAACAGUCUUAGGCCUCUACAGAUAUGUAUAUAUUUAAAAACCUAAAUGGAUGUUCGUCUUGGCAGAACAUUCUUCAAAAUGUGGGGUGGCCCUACAUUUUUAAAAGUUCAGAAACAAACAUCCAUUAUUACUUUAGAGUGCUUCUCCAAAAAGGAAACAGAUUUUGCCCCACUCUGCAACAGUGUUCCCAAGUAGUGUGCUUUACAUAUGUUCCACAGAAGUGAAUGGCAGCCAUUCAUUUGGAGAGAAGGUGAAGCACUGUAUCUAAGUUCACUAUAGAGCUCAAGGCUGAAUUUGGUCAUGCUAGGUCAUGGCUGGGGCAGGACCCUAUCUGAACUCCUGGAGAGCUUCUGCCUAUCACUGUGGACAGUAAUGAGCUAGAUGGACCAGUCUGAUGCAGUGUAAAGGCAGCUUCCUGUUCUCUGGAUGCAUGUGCUACCCUAAUGGCCAUGCACAUUCUACUCCAUUUUGAACAUAAUGAGAACUGUUAAGAAUAGGUCCCCUGUCUAUUUGCAUAGUUUCACCUUGGUUCUCUGGCUAUUUCAGAGUAUGAAAAAGGAGAAGGAACCCAUAAACUGUUUUUUCUGUAUAUCAUUACUUUUUAAAAAUAAAAAAUGUAACACAACUAUGAAGGAAAAGUAUAUUGUACCAGAAAUGGUACGGGCAUUAGCUUUAUCAAGUUAUUAAGAUAGCUGUGGAUUUUUGCACUGUUUUACUAGGCUAUUUAAAGGUUUGUGCUAAGGAGCAGGAGGGUGAAUUAAUUUUUGUAAACCAGCCUGGGAAUGCACUUGUAUGAUGGUAUAAAAAUACAUAAAAUAAAUCUUCUUUAAAAAAUGAUAAGGUGUAAGCUGAUGCAAAAUUACUGAUAGCUAAGGAGUCAAAGCAGAAAUUGGCAUCAUCAGUUGAGUCACGAAGGUUUGGGAUAUAGUUAAUUUACAAUGCCUUUCUAAGUUUUAUGGGGAGAUGCAUCCGAUCCAUGUGACAGAAAUGAUCAAAUCUCUAUGAAAUGUAUCAAAAUAAUGGGUGUAUUCCAAAAUAACCUGGAACACUUGUUUUGAACCCCACAGAAUGGGGAGGGGAGGAAGCAUCUUGUGGGUACGGAAACGGGAGGGUUGAAGCUGCUGGCAGGAAAAAGGUUCAAGCACUUCCUCACUCUUCCAGAUACCCAUCUCUCAAAAUGCCUUUCUCUUGCUGAGCAACUAGCUUCCAAAGUGGCUGUAGAAGUCUUAUGGGUUUCAGGAGCUGCUUGUUUAGUCCUUGCAAAAAGUGGUUGUGGGGGACACCAGAGAAGUCCUAGUGUCCAGAACUUAGACGGAGGACCAGAGCUUGUUACUUUAUGGAUGUUCUCAAGCUGUCUUUUUGUUUGUUUGCAAUAAAAAUAAGCAUGCAGUUCCCCAAAAUUCUGCAGUCUUGUAUUUAUAAAAUGUGCCACAGAAGCUGGACAUUUAUUUGAAUUUUUUUCCAUAUAGUGGGAUGUAUUUUUUUGCUUCCUUGUUUUAUUUGGAUGAAUUGAAUUGACGGUGCAAGGUGUGGUUGUUAGUUUGUUUGCUGUUUCUAACGUAUGCUUUAAAAAAAAGUAAUGGAUAAAAUGUCUUCACAAUAAUGAAGAGGUCUGUGUGCUGUGAGAGCCACAUGUGGCUCUUAGAAUACAUGGAGCAAUGAGUACAUUUGUAGAAGGGAAUGUCUUCUACAAAACAGGGAACCUUAUUUGAUGCAUUUUCUAGGUGGGAGGGGAAUGUUUGAAUAGCCCGAUUCCUGUGAGCUUAAUAGUCAAGCGUCUUCUUUUCCAACCUGCUGUAGAGACUGUUGUUAAAUUUCUCACUUAAGUGUUGGUGCUCUCACAUGUAAUUCUUCUAUUUUUUUCCCCUUUAGGAAAGCUUCACAAGGAUGCAGCAUUGAUCCAAAGGCAGCUGUUGAGCUGGAGGAGAUUUGUUGCUCCCAUUCAGAUCUUGCCAGAACUGCUGAGUUCAACAUAACAAUGUCUUUGGGUCACUUAGCCAAGGGAGCCAGCCUAGAUGACCUUAUUGACACUUGUAUUCAUUCUUUUGGUGAGUUGAGUGAUCUGUCUUUAACUAUUUUCAGACUGUAUCUCUGUAGCAUUUUGGGUCCUUCGUUUUGCAGUGUGUUAGAUAUAAUCAGGUGCAAGUACAUUCAUCACUGCUUUUACACUUGAGUCUCUGCAUAUGCUGUUAUGUGAGUAUCACUCUGUGUGUGUCCAGAAUGUUUAUCAGUGUUAAGUGCUGUCCUUGCAGAAAGAACAAGUGUGGCAGUUAUAAUCUUUGUGGAAUUAUUAAAUCCCCUCCCCCUGUCCACACUUCUGAAUAAAUAUUAGACACAUGGAAAUGCAUGUAGACUGUUGCAGAACUCAGUUGCAAUGUUAAAAUCUGGGUAUUGUUUCAUGCUAUCUUUUAGGAAAACUUGCAUCUUAGCUAAAUGAAUGGUUGCAGGGGGGGAUACUGUUGUUUAGCACCAAAGGGAAAUAAUAGCUUUCUUAUAAAAGAGAAUGAUAUGAAGUAAAAAAGCUCAGUGGUAUAGCUUUUACUUAGCUUAUGAAUUAUUCACUCCCCCCUUUUGCUGACAGAAUACCUUUGAACAAAUUUAGCAUCAUGCAACUGAAUCUUAUGGCUUUUACUCAGAAGUAAGUCUUAUUGAGUUCAGUGGGGCUUACUCCCAAGUAACUGUACCUAGGACUGCAGUCUUAGAUGCUUAAAAUUUUACUCUUUUUCACCGGCUUCUUUCUUAGCUUUGUUGUCAUUUAUGUUCAUAAAAUACACGUGAACAAAAGCCAUUAAAUGAUAAAUGUUAGAAUUCUGAUAAGGUUUUUUUGAGGGGGUGGGGACAUUUCCAACACUAUUGUUUAUAUUUGUAGUUCUGAUGUUUUUUACGCUGUGCUUUGAAUAAUUUGUACCAAGCAGUUCAUUCAUGCCGCAUGAAUUGGCAUAGAUUGUGAUUUAGUGUUAUCAACAUACAGUUGAAGGUGUGCAUUAUUCCAGCUGUAGGUAAAUAAAAUGUGUUUUGUCUCUAUAUGUAGGAGGGAAGGAAUAAAUGAUGCACUGCUUAUCAAGUGCAAAUGACUGGCCAAGCCAUCUGAAUUUUUGUUCAUAUGCAUGUGCCAUAAUACACAUUGAUAGCUUUCUUUCCAGUAAAUGAUUUAGAGAAGCUGAAUAGGCUUAGCACUUAGCACUCUACCUUCCUGAAUCAUGCUCCAAACAAUGACUAAUCCUCUCAGCACUUCUAGAGGAAAGUCAUGCACAUUAUUUAGUUUCGACAAAGCAUUUACAAAGCAAAAUGCAUAUUGGGUGAAGAACUCAUGCUAUGGAACCUACAGUAAUCAUUUUUUGCACCCUGUUCUUGGUUUCCAUAGUAUCAUGUGUAGUUCCUUGUAAUGCAUAUGCUUGAUUCCUCUGGGUUCCAGUGUUUUGGGGCCUGGGGACACAUUUGGAAAUCUAAAAAUCACGAAAUUUCCAUUUCACAGAAGAAAAACCAGAGAUGUUUAGACACCUCCACGCACAACAGGCAAAACACCCACAACCUCCAAAACAAAACAAAACAAAAAACCACAGGCAAUUAUCCUUCUUCAAAAAACCUCCCAAUAAAACCAAGGCAAGCCACACACCUCUGGAAAAAACAAUAACAGAAAAAAACUUCUGGGAGAACCACCUCCAACCAAAAAUCAGGAAAACCUCCCCCAACAGCCAAAGAAAUAAAGUGGACAGAACAGCCACAUGGGACCCAGAGGCAAUCUGGGAAAAGGGAGAUGUGAGGGUGUGGGGGCUGGAUGCCACACUUAGCAGCACAGCAUUACCCAAGGGAUUAAAACACACACACACUUAAUAAUUAAGAAAUGGAAGGUUUAGGGACUCUGUGUUGGGGACCUUAGCUUUAUCCACUAAAAACUCAUGCUUUCACAGUUACCUAAGCGAAUGUACUAUUACUCCUAUUUUUAAAAAAUAAAAUCAAUUAGAAGAACUAAACUGUUGGUCCACAAUAACACAGUCUGUUCACCUCUUUCUUGAAAGCAUGUUAAAUGUAUCAAAUGCAAACUAUCAUUUAGGGUUUUGCCUUAAGGUAUGUUCACAAUACCACUUACUACAUCCGGUGUGCUUCCAUCCGCUAAUUUUUGAAGCCACAUUCACAAGACGUUAGCCACAACCCAUAGCAAACCUGCAGCUUAUUGAUAAAUAUUGCUUCUCGGUGCAUUGUUUCUGAAACCAGCUUCAGUGUGUAUGGAAACUGGAUGCUGCGUAACCGGUAAUGUGAACAUACCCUUAACAGUUGUUGCGCUGGUGCGGUAGAGCACAUAAACACUUAAUGAAAGGAAUUACGGGGCAAGGAAACAAGAAGGCCAUGUGUAUCAGGUGAAGACAUCUCUGCCCCUCUCUGAUGCGAACAACUCUGUGCAAAUGUGACUUGAAACUUGUGUUUCAAGCUGCUAAUGUGAACAUGGAAGUAGGUAGGUUAUAUUAAGUUCAGUAUAACUUUUCUCUAGGCAAAUAUGCUAGCAAUUUCAGCCUAAGUUGUAUUUCUGUGCAUUUAGGUUUGAGUAAAAGUGAAUAAAAAUGGGCUGUGGAACGGAACUGCUUUAAAUAUGUUCUAGUAAUGCUCUGAGGGAAACAGCAAGCAGGGAUUACAAAUUCUUUGUACUAAGGCUAUUAAAACUUGAUGCAUUUUCAUUUAUUUUUGCUGUCAGGUGUCUGUGGGUAUCUUGCCUAAAUUAUAGUCAUAUGCAGACAUAACCUUUUCCAAGGUUCAACUUAGUUUGAGUAUUGAGGACUGGACUACAGAAAACCAAAAUUUCUUAAUUGAAAUAACAAUUAAGAACACUGUCUGUUCCAUAGAUAGUGAAAGAUUUAAUGCUAUUUAAAACUGAUUUAAUGCUAUUUUAAGAAUGUGCAUUGUGUUAAGUCUCUUGGGACUUUCUAGCACUUUUGAAACAUCAUGAAUUGAAGGUGGUACAGCCAGAUAAGCAGCUUUAAGGAAGUUUCUGGUUUAUUUUUGGAAGGUAUAAACAUUGCAUUGGAGAUAGCGAUAGGGGAGAAAUUCAAUCCAGUUUGCAUUUAAACAUGAACUUUUAAAAUCUGCACUUUUUGAAACAACAUGCAAACCAAAACACAUUUCUUUGAAUUUUGCAAUUCAGUUCAUCAGUCAAGUAAUGUGUACAAAGAAAGCACAUACUAUGGUAAAGCAUAUAUAAAUUCAUAUAUUAGUGAAAACAACAUUAAAAUACAUUAUAUUUGGGGACAUUGCUUUGCAAAAAUGUGCAUAUUUGGAACAAUUGCAUGCAAUUAUUAAGGAAAAUUUUGGAUAAAUUUGCACUGAAAUGUUGUUGGAUUUUCAUGAGGACUUAAAAAAAAAAGUUGCAAGCCUAUGUGGAAAUGUGGAGAACUGGGGGAAAAAAAAGAUAAACUGAAAUUGACAUAUUCACCCAACCCUAGUUGGAGAUCAGCAGAAGUGAAGGGAAUAAAGAUUCUGCUCUCCUGCCUCAAAUAGAAGAAGUGAUACGUCUUAAGUUAAUAAAAGCAGUAGUCAGUGUAGUUGCUCUGUUGGUGUCAGUAACUUGCAAUUAUUGCAGUUCAGACCCUUAACUCUUAAAAUACACAAAGGUUUUGAUUUCAAAAAUCUGUAAUUGCAUUUCAUUUUCUAAUAGAAAUCUUUGCUGAUUUUCCACAAAUUAUAAAGAUAACAAUAUUUCAUUUUGUUAAAGUAUAAAAAGGUUUGAACUGUGGUCGGGAGGGCAAAUGCUUAGGAUUUCCUGUUGAAAUACAAACUCAUUGUCGUUUAGACCAAAACUUGGCCGCCUUAUAGAUGCAAACCCUAUAAGGUAGAUAGAUAUUGCUUUGUGGAAAUCUUGUCUUGGCACUUAAAAUGAGUCCCGAGCUUACGCUUCCUGACAGUAAUUCUGUCUAGGGUUUUUGUUUUUUGUCAGGGGCAGAAUUCUUGGACUCCCCCCCCCCCCCCAGUAUUGCAUUUGCUCUCUAAAUCUGAAAAUAGUACAAAUGUGAUUUGUGAAGACAAUUGUGUUAAAUUGUAACUAUUGUGUUGGGAUUGAGCUGGGAGACUAACAUGUAGACCAUGAUGAAAACACAGGAGUCUCAGAUUUUCAUUUUAAAUGGAGAAAUUGCUUGUCUCUCAUAACAUAAAAACUAAAAAAACAGUAGGUUACUGUUACAUGUUUUUAAAUGGCUCAGUAAUGAGGUUUGCUUCUCUUAGCAGGGCAUUGUCCUUCAGGUCUCCAUGGCAAUACCUAUUUGGCAUUGCUGCUCUACAGUUUUUGUAGCUAGGGAAAGGUUGCUGGGUCUUUCAGCAACACCCAUGUAAUUGAAGUAGAGCAAGGACUUGGCAGAAGGCAAACCAGCUAUGCUCCCUACAAGGUUAACCUUAGUUAAUGUGGCAGGUGGUAGAAGGGUCUGGAUGUCUCUGCGUAGGGUGGUCUUUGUGUAAGGUGGGUCAUGGACGACAAAGACACCUGUGUGUGAAUAUACCACAGACAGGUAUAUUUUGUCGUCCAAAGUACAAUUGCCUUUCUAGCUAGUUUCUUGUUUCUUGUUUAAAUAAUUUGUUAUUGUUGGGCAUAGUGUUUUAAAUAAUGUGCUCCUUGAAUUCUUUUGUUUGCAUUCCUUAUUGUCUUCUUGCACUGCUUUUGCCAAAGGUUGCAUUCCUUUUUGUUCUCAUUUGGACAAGACAUACAUUUUCUGAAGGAAAAUGUCCCUAAUAGCUUCCCUGACUCUAGUCAUUAACCAUGCUGGCAUUCUCUUGGUCUUGUUGGCACCUUUCCUAAUCUGUGUUAUUGUUGUAAUUUUGAAUAACCAACAAGCAUUCUGGAGAGAUUUGAUUUCCCCUUUCAACUUCCUUUUUACCAAUCCCACAUUUUUAGGUGCGUUCAUGUUGAAUUUUCUUAACAGUUGUCUCUGCUUGCAUGUAUGUUGAAUUUUGGGGAGGUGACUAUAGUGCUAGCAAUCAGUUCAGCAACGUUACAUGUUGCACCAGGUCCUCAGCACCACUUAAGAUUAAGCCCAGCACAACCUUUUUUGUUGUGGCUGGGCCAUGCAUGUACCCUGUCUGUAUGAGGAUAAUUGAAGUCACUCAUUACUACUACAUCAUUUUGCCCUGUGAAUACCUGUGGAGUUCAUUCUGCAUCUCAAGAUGAGCAUUUUGGCCAGGCAUGUGGCAGUACAUUCCCAGUACUAAAUUACUCAUGGGACCCAUUAGUGCCAUAGUGCCAUCCCCAAUGAUUCUGUGGAGGUGUAUUCCCUUUUUGAGAUUGUUGAACUCUGUGCCCUCUUUGAUGUAAAAAAAGACACCACAUCCAGUGUGCUCCUUCCCUGACCUUUCAGUAGAGUUGGAUUCAGAGAUAACAAUACCUUAUCAUUAAUGUCCGUUCCACAAAGUUUCCAUUGUGCACACUAUAUUUGAUCUGAGCUUUAAAACCAACCACUCCAGCUUGCCCACUGUUUCUCAGCGGCUUCUAGCAUAUAAGCAUCUGUGCAUAGUAUCUCUUUCCAAAUGUCCCUGGCAUGGGUGUUCUACCUUACGCCACUUUAGCCUCUUUGAAUUGCUAUCAUUCUUUUUGUUAAAAUAAUUUGUAUACCGCCUUUCAUUUCAGGAAGAAAUACUAAGGCAGUUUGCAUCCUCCUGCACUGUCAUUGCUUAGUUGUACCCUUCUCCCAUGUGGAAAAGCAUAAACAUUUUCAUUCACGUCCCUGAGAGAUGAUUGAUCCCAUACUGAAUAUUCCCCAUCUCCUCACAUCAGCUUUCCCUUAACAAUCAAUUUAUAAGCUUGCUCUGCCACCUCCCCACCCCCACCCCCCAUUUUAAAUGCCAACAGUGAGGCCCUGUCCCAUUUCUACAGGCCCUGCUUUCCUUGGUGUCUAAUAAAUCCAAACCCAACCUCCCAAUGCCACCAUCUUAUCCACGCAUUGAGACUUCUCACCCUUGCCUGCCUAGAUGGCCCCACUCAUGUAAAGGUUAGCAUUUCAAGGAAAUUAUCUUGAACCUAUCAACACUAUCCUUCUACCUGAAUUUUGCUUCCAGGGCUGCAUGUCUACGUUUUCCCGUGUCACUCGAGCCAGUGUGCACCAUGACCACAGGACUCCUCCUCAGUCCUGUCUUCUAGGAUAGCUAGAUGAUAUGCAACAUCUGCAACCUUUACACCAAUGAAGCAAGUCACUAUCUGGUUUGUAGGCCUGUCAUAAACUCCUUGGCAUGGGAGGACAUCUGUUCUCCGCUCUCCCCCCAAUAGGUUCCUUCUAAGGCAUCGUUUCCUUCUUCCUUAGAGUGAUGCCCUUUCCCCAAAGACUCUCAUUUUCUUUCACCCUGGGAGCGGUGACACCUCUGCCAUGCCCCUGAUAGUUCCCUGAACAGGAACUAUCACCCUGGGAGUGGUGACACCUCUGCCAUGCCCCUGAACACUUGGUCUACCAACUGGUCUGAAUUUCUCCAGGCCAGCCAAACAUGUUCCCUGAGGGUCAAGAGCUGAUUGCACCAAGCACAGGGCACAUAAAUGUACCUGUGACAUUCUGCACACAGAACGCUGGAAAGCCCCCUCACCUCUGCUGGUUCUCUCCCUGCAUGUUUUUUGUAGGUUUCUUGAGUUACUUUAUUUGGAUGCUUGGGAUUUGUUAGGUUGAAGAGAGAAGGGACAGACUAGACUCCUCAGCCUGUUGCCAAACUGACAACUCUCUGACUCACUUGUUCCCUUGACACUUUGUGACUGGGGUCAAGAGACUUCAUCAGCAAGGGUUCCCCUCUUAAAUUCAGAAUCACUGUCUCUUGCUGCAUUUAGAUUUUCAAGAUAUAUUCAUAACUGGCAGGUCUUUUUAAAACAGUACUGCAUGUUUCAACCAUCAUUCCUCUGCCAAAAAAAGUAAUUUUGAAUUCUUGACCUAGGCCUUUAUUUUGUGGGUAGAACUGCAGGGUUUCUUGUCAGGCUGGGUCUAUACUUGCUCCCUGUGAUUUCAGAGACUUGAAAUACAGUAUCAGCAUGGUUUAUUUCUCACUUCAAAAUGCAUCUUAAAUAAUUUAAUACACUUUUUUUUAAAAGCAAACAAACCAAAAAUCCCCAGUCUUUGGUCUUUUAUCUUUAAGGAUAAACAAGACCAUUAUACCUUUUGUCAUAGUACUUCAGAUUACCUAAUAAACUGCUAUAGUUUUAACUAUUCAACAUGGAAAUACAGGAAUAUAAUUAAUUAAAAGUAUUUGCAAGAGUGAAAAUGUAUCAGUUUCCCAAUAAACAGCUUCAAUUUAAUUUCAUUCAUACAGACCCUUAACAAAUUGCAAAAAUAAGUCAACGUAGUUUGUGUUAUAUAACUUUGGACUUAAUAUAGGAACAAAUUAUUUACCUUUUGCUUCUUUUAUCUUUCAAUAGAUAUCAUAUCUGUCUUCUAAAUAUGUACGUAUAUUAAAGCAUCUUUGCCCUGAACUGUACAUCUUGGAUUUUAUUCCCCCCAAAUGUUCGCAUGUUGAGAUUUACUGUUUUGUAUUAAAAUGAGAUUAAUCUUUGUGCCAUUAACUCAUCCUAGUGUAAUUGUGGCAUAAAAGCUUUUAUGUUGCUUGGCAACUGAAAUGAAGUUAAUAGGGAAGUAAUCACAUUACAGGAACAGAAGACUUGUUUAGAACCCUUUAGAAUGCUAAUUUGCUAACUAGAGCUGAUUGUGUUUAACUAAUGUAAAACAGCUAUCUAUAAAUAUGAACGUUCAGCCGUAAUUGUUUUAAAAACAGUGUAAAAUGGUGAGCAACUUCAUUGGCAAUGAGCUGUAACUGCUAACAUUUACCAAAGAAUUAAUAUCAUAUAGUCAAUGAAAACUGCUGGGGUAAAAAUUGUGAUUUCCAGUGUUUUGAAUUUUUUGGAUAGAAAAUAUUUUCUGCUGUAUGAAGUAUAUUUGUCAGUUUAUUGUUCAGAUAAAUAUAGUCAAACAGCUCUUCCAUACCACAAACAUAAUGUGAUGAAGCAAACCACCAAAAAUAUCAAAAAGGAGGGGGAAGGAGACAAAAUAGCAAUCUCUUCCCCCCUCCCAAACAUGCUGCUCCAAAUUUAUUUUAUUUAUUUUAAAAAUUUGUUUACUACUCUGAAGAUCAAAGGGCAGUUCACAACAUAAAAAUACAGAAUGAGAACACAAAAUACAUAAUAAAACAAAAACAAACCAAUACCCCCCCCAAAAAACCCACGUUUAAAAGACCAUAGAAUGGUCAUUUAGCCAAAGUCCUGGUUAUAGAGAAAUGUUUUUGCCUGCUACCUAAAGAUAUGUAAUGAAGGUGUCCUAGGGAGAGAAUUCUAUAAAUGGGGAGCCACCACAGGAAAGGCUCGUUCUCAUGUUACCACUCUCUGGGCCUCUUAUGGAAGGGGCACAUGAAGGAGGACCUCUGGCCUUGGCCUUUAAUGCCGUAAUUCUUGGGACCAGGAUACUUCAGCAACUGUGGCUUCCAGUAUGAACCUGCCUAAGAUUUGUGUUUGGUAUCUGAGGCUAUCCUUCUUGUCUCUUUGCUGAUGGAAUUAUGGUUUGCGGCUGGAGGGGUCUUUUCAGUUGUGGCAACUAAACUGUAGAACAAUCUUCCAAGGGAAGCUCGUCCAUCUGCUCCCUUCUUACCAGUUUUAGGGAGACACUUUGUUGUUGUUGCUUGCAGAUGAGUUAUGCCUCUUCUUCUGCUAUGUGUUUGUGUUUUUAUGGUUAUGACUAUAUUUUUAUUUGUCUUAUGGUGUAUUUACUUUGUUUUGUAAACCUCCUUGAGUGUGCUUGUUAUAGGAAGGUGGAGGGAAAGGGCUAAUAAAAGGCUAAUAAAAGACUAAUAAAAAUGAAGUUAUAAUUAUAGUUGUACCACUCUUUAAACAACUGCCCACAUUAACACACGAUGGUGUUCAUUAUUAAAUCUAAGCAGGUCUUGACCUGGUCAGUGACAGGAUGGAAGACAUCCUUGGAACUUUUUAAUAGAAGGGCAGGCUAAAAGUGUAAUCAGCACCAUUUAAAAUGUAUAACUAAUGCUAUUUCAGAAACUUCUUGGGGAGUAAAAAUGCGGUUUUUGAUGUAGUGGACUAUGUAGUUUCUGACAUAGUGGACUAUGGAUCUUGCCACAGAAUAACUGCAUUUCAAAGGGGAGAAAAUCUGCUGCAAAGCAUUGUUUGGAGAUGUAACAGUUCACUGUCUUUUUAUGCUUCUGUUUUAAUUUUAUUUUUACAUACUGCUACAGCUUUUUAGUUGAAUAGCAAGAUAUGUCUUAUAGGGUUACCAUAUUUCAGAAAGUGAACAUCUGGAAAGAAAAGUUAUUGAGCUUUUUUUAACAAAAUUGAAAGGAAAUUGGACAUUUUUGAGGGAAAUCUGAAAAAACAACACUGCUGACAUCAGUUGCCAUAUGUCCGGAUUUUCCUGGACAUUUAGCCGGUUUCUGCCCUGACACUGCUUUCGGCUGCAGUAUUCCAGGUAUGUCUGGAAAAUUCCAGAUGUAUGGCAACCCUAUGUCUUACUAAACCUGCAGACCCUAAGCAUGCUCAACUUGAAAUUAAGUUAUGUGGAAACCAUCAGAGCAUCUAAUCAGAGCAACAAGGUUAGGAUAGGUUGGGUCAUAUCUCUUGAUUUCUGCUGUCCCUGAAAUCUGAAGUGUGCUCAUGUUUCUUGUUUCAGUACUAGUUAUAACAGGGAUGGAGAAUGUGUGGCCUUCCAGAUGCUCUUGGACUAUCAAUUUCCAUGAUCCAUGACAAUUGACCAUUCUGACUAGGGCUAAUGGGGCUUAAAGUCCAACAACAUACUAGCUGUUUUUACAAUAUAUUUGUAAAUUACCUUGAAACACCUGUAAAAGUUGAUUCAUAAAUUAUUACACAAAUAAACAUCUGAGGGGCCACAGACUCCCAAUCUAUGACUUGUUAGGAAAGUGAGAAAUGAGACUGGAAUAAAAACAGAAGACCCAUAAUUAUGUGGCAUGUCAGGGUAAGCUAACCCACUGAAAGCAUUUGAAGGUAGCACAAAAUGUUAGAAUGUUGAGUUAUUUAUUAUUAUUAUUGUUGUUGUUGUUGUUGUUUGUUAAAUUUGUAUACAACCCUUCAUCCGAAGAUCCCAGGGUGGUUCAAAGCAGAAAAUGCGAGAAAAUAAUACAGUGAACCAAUUCAACUGUCAGUUUAAGAAGAAUUUGGCCCAUGUGAUAACCAUGGCUAGCUAUCCUCACAGUAGAUGCAUUAAAAUUAAUGGACUUAAGUGCAUUGAUUUCAGUGGGUCUACUCUGAGUAUGAAUUACACACACACACACACACACACACACACACAUAUGUAGGAAAGAUGAAUGCGGCCAUAUUGUUUAUAGCAUGUGAGCAAAUGAUUUCUGAAACUGAGAAAACACUGAAUAUUGAUAAUGAGCAGCAUUUCCAAGAUAAUUCUAUUUUUAUAAUGCAAUGUUAUUUUAUUUGCAAAGUAGCCAUAACUAAACUAUACCACAUUUUAAAACAGGUUCCUAAUGCAAAAUGUGGUAAUUCUAACAACACGCUUCUACCACAUUUAACAUUUACUUAGAGGGUUUCUUCCCAGCAGGGUGUGUGGUUUUACUGACAGGUAUGCAAGCGGAAAUUAGAGUGAAGAAAUGAGAGUGAGUCUCAUAAAGCUUAAAGUGUUCAAUUUGUUAAGGCUAAGAUAAACUGAACAAGCUUCAAGUGCAUAUUGAAACUGUGCGGAAGUUGACUUAAAAGAAUACUGUUUGCUACUUGUGCUCUUCUAAUGCUUUCGUUAAAACAGCGUGUGUAGCUCCUGCAUGAGAAUGUAUGAAAAAUCCAAGAUUUAGAAUAUAGCAUAGAUGUUGUUCUGUCUACUUUUGAGUAAAGAACUUAUGAGCUGCUGGACAAUUUGGGGGUAUACCUAGCAUAUAUCUAGCAUUUGGGAGCUGUAGUCAGUUUUUAACUCCCCAGAUCUUUGUGGAUUUAAUGCAAACCAUACCCAGUUGCUUCACUGAACACUGUAAUAGGAGGUUCAGCUUUGAAGAACCCUUGGGUCUACUUUUAGCCUAUAUAACUGAAGGGCACCAAUAGGAGCAAUCCUGAACCAACUAUACUGGUGGCUGUUAGUAUCUGGACCCAGUUAAAGGAGCUGGUUCUUACUUUCCAAGCCCUUCCUAAGCCUGGGGUCUGUGUAUCUUUGAAAAUCUGCUUGUAUGAAUCCACUUGCCUUUUAAAAUAAUCUUUGAGAUCUCCAACUUCCUUUCCAAGAGGUAAAGUUGUCAAGAGAAGUGGGGGCAGGGCUUUCUCUGUAGUUGUCCUAACUCUGUGGAAUGUCCUCUCCCCGAAGGUUCAACACUCGCUCUUUAUCCUAGUUUCUUUGGGUUUUCAUCAUUUAUUUUUUUUUAGAACACUGAUAAAACUCAUAAUUUGUUUAAUGCUUUGAAGUAAUUGUAUUAAGUGAUGUUGUUACCCACCAAGAGUUAUUAUUGAAGUAAUACAUGUCACAUGAAAAUGAGGGUAAACUUCAUUGUGUUGCUGAUUCUAUUUAAGGGUUUUGUGAUUUUUAUGAUGAAUUAUAUUUUGGUGCUAUAUUAUUUUUUGGUGUGCUGCUUUGUUUUAGUUAUGUAUGUAUUCUCUACCUGGGACCUUUGGGAUUGCAAAUGUUCUAAAUACACACACACACACACACACACACACACACAAAGAGAAUGUUAUAUAUAAAGACGUGCACAACUGCACACACAUGCAUUACAUAGAUAUAUAUUAAUACAACUGUUUCCUCCUAGAACUAUGUGUGGGUUGCUUUUCCAUUUCUUUUCUUAUCCUUUCCCUAAUUAUUUAUUAUUAUGGAGUCACCUAGCAAACCCUGUCAGCAGAAAUUGGCUUGGGAGUUCAGGAGAACCACCAUAACUGUGGCGGGGGCAGGGGGGAGGGAGAUUGUUUUGUCUGGUAAGCUGAUAUACUUGCACAGGCAGACCAUUCAACAUCACAUGAUGCUGAAUUCCUGUGGGUUCCUUAGGAAAAUACAGGGGAAAUACAAAGAUUCCUAUUCCCCAAAUACCUUUAAAGCUAAAAUGGACUGGAAACAACAAAGGAAGGGAAAACCAUGUUUUGAUUGCCUGGCUAUAGAAAAAGAAACACAAUUUAAAGCAGCUUCUGGGAACUUUGAUUUUUAUCGGAGCAGUGGUGCUGGCAGAGAAAGGUUGUCAUCCUUCCUUCCAUACAGUUUUCCUAACCUGCUCCUCCCCCCCCCUUUGUUUUAUCCUCACCACAAUCCUGUGAGGUAGGUUAGGGUCAGAGAGAGUGACUGACUCAAAGUGACUCGCUGAGCUUCAUGGCUGAUUGGGGUCUGCUCCAGUCAAAACCAGAGCUCUUCGAGAUAGUUUAAAGUAACAGAGAAGGAUAUCCCAUAUUAUUACUAUAUUCAUCUAAAGUAUUGCUUCAAAAGUAUAUAAUUCUGCUUUGUUGCCUUUUAUUCACAUCUAGCAACAUUUUAAAAGAUGUUAGAGCAUGCAUUUACCUUGUUUCAAGGGAAUAUAUUGCGUAUUAAACAAGCAAGGAGCUUAUGUUUCUACUCAAACCAGCAAGUGUCUUUAAGAAUUGAAUGAAAUUGCAAUACUGUAUUUGGCCAAAUGCCACAGAACCAUAGGCGGUUAUCAACACUUGCAAUGUAAGCCUUGGCUUCAAUGUAAGUACUAGGGAAAAUAGUUCACACCAGUACGCCCUGCAGCAAAAUGAGUGUUAAUGUUUAGCAAGUACUUUCACUAGCAUUAAAAAGUGUGAUUUGUCACUUUGUUUAGAUAAUUGAUUCAGUCCUGUUCUUGGAUUUACUUCCCUAUAAGCCUGAGUGGCAAUUUAGUCUAACUGAAGAUCAGUCUGUAUAUAAUUAAUCUAAGAUACUCUUUUGGGAACCAAGAUAAACCCAUCUUAAGUGCUUUGUUGGAGAGUAGGCCUUGCACUUGUUACUUUUCAGGUACUGUACCUCGGUUUAAGAACAGCCCUGUUUACGAACUAUUCGGUAUAAGAACUCUGCAAAACUGGAAGUAGUUAGCGAACUAUACCUUGGUCUACAAACGGAAGCCGAACAGUGGAAGGGUACCGGCGGUGGGAGACCUCAUUAGGGAAAGCACGCCUCGGUUUAAGAGCAGCUUUGGUUUAAGAAUGGACUACCGGAAUGGAUCAAGUUCGUAAACUGAGGUACCACUGUAGUUUUAAGGAAGAAUGCAAAUUCACUUGAAGAAGAAGAAGAGUUUGGAUUUGAUAUCCCGCCUUUCACUCCCUUUAAGGAGUCUCAAAGAGGCUAACAUUCUCCUUUCCCUUCCUCCCCCACAACAAACACUCUGUGAGGUGAGUGGGGCUGAGAGACUUCAAAGAAGUGUGACUAGCCCAAGGUCACCCUGCAGCUGCAUGCGGAGGAGCGGAGACGCGAACCCGGUUCCCCAGAUUACGAGACUACCGCUCUUAACCACUACACCACACUGGCUUCCAGAACCCUUGAAUGUGCCUGAUGACCCUUGUUGUUGUUGUUUAGUCGUUUAGUCAUGUCCAACUCUUCGUGACCCCAUGGACCAGAGCACGCCAGGCACUUCUGUCCUCCACUGCCUCCCGCAGUUUGAUCAAACUCAUGCUGGUAGCUUCAAGAACACCAUCCAACCAUCUCAUCCUCUGUCGUCCUCUUCUCCUUGUGCCCUCCAUCUUUCCCAACAUCAGGGUCUUUUCCAGGGAGUCUUCUCUUCUCAUGAGGUGGCCAAAGUAUUGGAGCCUCAGCUUCACGAUCUGUCCUUCCAGUGAGCACUCAGGGCUGAUUUCCUUAAGAAUGGAUAGGUUUGAUCUUCUUGCAGUCCAUGGGACUCUCGCCAUUGUAAACGCUCUUCUCAAAUUGGGCUCCGUCAGGUCUAUCAAGUAGUUGGCAAGUGAUCUUACCACUUUCACUUUAGGGAGCCACAUGGAGAGGCGAGCUGAGGUGGACUGUGCCCGGUCCAUGGCCUCAUCUCUUGUAAGAAUCCAGGCCCGGAUUUUAUGUUGGUCCCAAGAUGACAACGUGUCGAAAUCUGGGAGGGAGUAGCGUACAGUAAUAGUCUCCAUGGCCUUGGACCAUUUGUUGGAGUGAGAACAAGUUAAAAGGCUGGCCUGGCUCGUAGGGAACCUGGGGCAUUGAUUAAUUUGCAAUAAAAACUAAUAAUUCUAAUGUGGGCUCUCGCAACAAUGGAGUGAGGCCCAGUUCUGUUCUUAACUGUGCAGCAACCGAGCCCUUGGGGAGACCCAGUAUCUUUCGUGCAAAAGAGUUUUGUAGAAUCUCCAGCCGUUGUAGUGUUUUUAAAUUCCACCCCCAGAUUUCAACCCCAUACAGUAACAUCGGGAGGACUUUGCUGAUAAAUGCUUUUCUGAUUGGUGGAACCAACUGGCCGCCUUUUGCAUAGAAGAAUUUCUCCAAGGCUUUGAUGGUUCUACGGGCAGCCAGGAUGGUCAUAUUUAGGUGAGCUGACCAGCUAAGCCCAUGCUGAAAAGUGAUUCCCAAAUACUUGAAUGCUGAGCAAUAUUCAAUAGAGUGGCCCUCAAAAUUCCAGAAUGACUUCCGAGUUUUCGUGCCAAAAGUAAGAAUUUUGGUUUUGGCGAAAUUGAUUUUGAGGGAAUUGGUAUCACAAUAUGUCAUGAGCCCUCUGAGCAUGUUGUUUAAGCCCUGCUUGGUUAAAGACAGUAUCACCAUGUCGUCCGCAUAGAGUAAUAUGGGGAUCUUAAGCUGUUGUAAAGAGGGGCAGAUUGAUUUAGGGCCUGCAUAGUUGUAACGAUGUCGUUGAUAUAGAAAUUAAAUAGAAAAGGGGCCAAGAGGCAGCCCUGUUUGACCCCUUUAUUCAGAGAGAAAGAAUCAGAAAGAGCUCCCAGAGGGCCGAAUUUUACUCUGGCCGAUAUGUCAUUAUGAAUUUCCAUGAGAAGGAGGAGGAGUCUCUUAUCUAUGUUGGUGGAACUAAGCUUCUGCCAUAGCCUAUCUCUGGGAAUGGAGUCAAAAGCGGAGGUCAGGUCCACAAAAGCCGCGUGUAGUUUACAGUUGAACCUGUUUAGGUAUUUAUCAAUCAGGGUAAAUAGAACAAGACAUUGGCCAGAUGGGACUCUCAAGAGUCUCCUCCAGCACCAUAAUUCAAAAGCAUCAAUUCUUCGGCGAUCAGCCUUCUUUAUGGUCCAGCUCUCACUUCCAUACAUCACUACUGGGAAAACCAUAGCUUUAACUAUACGGACCUUUGUUGGCAAGGUGAUGUCUCUACUUUUUAAGAUGCUGUCAAGGUUUGUCAUUGCUUUUCUCCCAAGGAGCAGGCGUCUUUUAAUUUUGUGACUGCUGUCACCAUCUGCAGUGAUCAUGGAGCCCAAGAAAGUAAAAUCUCUUACUGCCUCCAUUUCUUCCCCUUCUAUUUGCCAGGAGGUGAUGGGACCAGUGGCCAUGAUCUUCGUUUUUUUGAUGUUGAGCUUCAGACCAGAUUUUGCGCUCUCCUCUUUCACCCUCAAUAAAAGGUUCUUUCAUUCCUCUUCACUUUCUGCCAUCAAGGUUGUAUCAUCUGCAUAUCUGAGGUUGUUGAUAUUUCUUCCGGCAAUCUUAAUUCCGGCUUCGGAUUCAUCCAGCCCAGCCUUUCGCAUGAUGAAUUCUGCAUAUAAGUUAUAUAAGCAGGGAGACAAUAUACAGCCUUGUUGUACGCCUUUCCCAAUUUUGAACCAAUCAGUUGUUCCAUAUCCAGUUCUAACUGUAGCUUCUUGUCCCACAUAGAGAUUUCUCAGGAGACAGAUGAGGUGAUCAGGCACUCCCAUUUCUUUAAGAACUUGCCAUAGUUUGCUGUGGUCGACACAGUCAAAGGCUUUUGCAUAGUCAAUGAAGCAGAAGUAGAUGUCUUUCUGGAACUCUCUAGCUUUCUCCAUAAUCCAGCGCAUGUUUGCAAUUUGGUCUCUGGUUCCUCUGCCUCUUCUAAAUCCAGCUUGCACUUCUGGGAGUUCUCGGUCCACAUACUGCUUGAGCCUUCCUUGUAGAAUUUUAAGCAUAACCUUGCUAGCAUGUGAAAUGAGUGCAGUUGUGCGGUAGUUGGAGCAUUCUUUGGCACUGCCCUUCUUUGGGAUUGGGAUGUAGACUGAUCUUCUCCAAUCCUCUGGCCACUGCUGAGUUUUCCAAACUUGCUGGCAUAUUGAGUGUAGCACCUUAACAGCAUCAUCUUUUAAAAAUUUAAAUAGUUCAGCUGGAAUACCAUCACUUCCACUGGCCUUGUUAUUUGCAGUGCUUUCUAAGGCCCAUUUGAUUUCACUCUCCAGGAUGUCUGGCUCAAGGUCAGCAACCACACUACCUGGGGUGUACGAGACAUCCAUAUCUUUCUGGUAUAAUUCCUCUGUGUAUUCUUGCCACCUCUUCUUGAUGUCUUCUGCUUCUGUUAGGUCCUUACCACUUUUGUCCUUUAUUAUGGUAAUCUUUGUACAAAAUGUUCCUUUCAUAUUUCCGAUUUUCUUGAACAGAUCUCUGGUUCUUCCCAUUCUGUUGUUUUCCUCUAUUUCUUUGCAUUGCUCGUUUAAGAAGGCCUUCUUGUCUCUCCUUGCUAUUCUUUGGAAAUCUGCAUUCAAUUUCCUGUAUCUUUCACUAUCUCCCUCGCAUUUUGCUUGCCUCCCCCCCCCCCCGCUAUUUGUAAGGCCUCGUUGGACAGCCACUUUGCUUUCUUGCAUUUCUUUUUCAUUGGGUGACAGUGUGUUUUUGUUGUUGUUUAUUUUGCCAUUUCUGUGGGUUUUAUACCUCCUUGAGUACAUAAAUGUAAAAAGGUGCUCUUCUAAUUAAAAAGGAAAGGCAAUGGAGCCCACAGUUAGAUGCAGAAGCCAGCAUCCCAGUGUUUCUUCUGAUGACCAUACAGCCACUUGCUUAGUAAGCUAUCCCUGCCAUAGAAGGGUCUAUGAACAGGCCUAGCUGGAAGCUGGAAAAUCUAGUACAGACUGUGCUGAACUUUCCCCCCAUGUUCCUAAUAACACUGAAUUGCUCUUUCAGAUUCAGAAGGAAACCUGCUUAAAAACUCCCACCUGCUGAAGGUAACACUGAGCAUGCACCGGCUUAUUAUCUCCUCCACUGAGAUGCUGCGAAAACUUAUUGAUCUAUAUCCUUUUAAACAUUUGCAAUUAUUCCAUUAAUACCUAACAGAGAAGCUAUGGUAUCAUUUGGGGAAUGGGCAUUCCUAACAGCAAAUUCCUUAAUGAACAUGAAACAAAUCAGGUCCUUAGAAUUUUCUUGGUCUUAGUUCCUAUAUACUAUAUUCAUCACACCCACCACCCACCCUUUGGAACCUGUUACUUAGAUGUAACACAGUUUGGACUUUUAAAAAUCCACAUGAAAAAUUGCAUUAAAAUGUUUAUUUUUAAGAGUAAUUUCUCUCAAAAUACUGGAAGGACGGCACUGGAACACUUGGGAAGAGCAAAAGCUAGUAAUUCCAAUCAACACAUUAUUUUGGGAGGUGCAUAUGAGCUUGGUUUCAUACUAUAGUUUGCAAAGUUCCAGUAUAAGACACCUUCCUAUGGCUAAAAGAAUAUAAUCACUGGGAACGUCUUGGCUGACAACCCUUGGGUAUCACUGCUCACCUGUUAACUUCAAACCAACCAAAUGAAUAUAUAGCUAGUAAUAUCAAAAUUUGCAAAUAUAGACCAUUUAUCUGAAGGAUAUGUAGAGGUACUAGCUGAUUUUAUCUACAUAUUGACCUGGUUUAUGCAUCACUUUAAGCCAUAGUUACACAAAACUGUGCUUUAACUAUGAAUGUACAGCAUACUGAUGAAAUCAUGGGUGCUUUGCUCCUCCCCUGUCGCCACUGCAUUGCCACAAAUUAAGUUAUUAUCUGACUUAGCAUUUCAUCCACAGCCAGGCUCAUGGUUUGUUUCUCUUGAAACAAACCAUAAACUGUAAACAAAGGUUUGGUUUAAAGUGAUAUGUGGAUGAGGCCAUUAGUAUCUUUUAGUCUUUUGCUAAAGUAUUGGUUGCUCUGCUCUUUUUUUAAAAAACUGUUUACAUUUUUAUGUAACAAAAUUUUAUUACGACAAUAUUCUGUUAUUAUUUAAACAAUUUAGCUGUAAUAUUAGUAUUUUCAGAUGGGUUCCUUUUGACAUAUUUUCCUUAGCAAUUUAUUACAUAUCUGGAUGCUCUGGAAAAUAAUUCUUCUGUGCUUUGCUAUAAAAUAUGUUACCUUGUAAGGUAAGAACACUUUUUUUUAAACAGAUGGUCUAUUAAAUGAAACUUGUGAUGAAUAUUUUCCUUUUUGGUAUUGAUCAAGUGUUUUUUUAAAGAAGGGAAGUAUUUGUUAGGUCAUACCUUAUGGUUAUUUUUAGGGCAAUAAAAGCAGACAUUUAUUGUGCAGUUGUUUAUCGGUUGUGAAAGAUCAAGGCAUGAUUAUUCAUCUGCUCAGGCAAACUGCAGCCUUAGGGCCCCAGGUGAAUCUUGGCUUAUUUUGGUCCUAAAUAUGGUCUGGGAAGAGACAAUAAAUAUUUAUGUGCUGGUGGUGACAUCUUUGGUGACAAGAUGUCACCAAAGAUGCAGCAUUUAUGAACUUAGAAUUUGUAAAAUGCUUUUACAUCCUAAUAUCCAUGAACAGAUUUUCACUCUUGCAAUAUAGCUUUGCCAGUCUCCUACACUGAACUAAGAUCCUGAGGGCCGAGGAACAUUUGGGAAUAACAUUGUGGGGGUGGGGAUUGCUGUGUUAGGAAGGGCGGGUGAAAAUUAACAACCCCCAUUCUAAGGGCCCAAGGAGAUGUGAUAUUAUUAGCAAACUAAGCAAUUUUGGGGAGUGGGGGCUGUUCUAGGUCGGGAAAAUCGUGAAGACAAAGGGUUAAAGCUCCCUCCCCAAAGCUCCCAAACUAGAUUGUCGUCCCCCCUGUUAUGUACUGAAGUUCUCACCCUGGGCCAGCAGGGGGAUACUGUAGAUAGUUUUCACUCAGGUCCACAUAUGCAAAUAAGGGAUUGAAAGUAACGUUCAGUGAUUGGAUAGUUACAGAAAGUGGUUACUGUUGCAUUGUAGUGGAGCUCUAUAUAAGCAGGCUGGCUGAACCCUUCAGUUCAGUUCUGUUCUGGCCUGUGAAUAAACAAGAGCUGUUUGAAGAAUCACUGUGUCAUCUGAUAUGUUCACCCACAACUUAACACGCCCCCCCUUAAAGUUUUAAGAUUAUGAGUUCUAUGAAGACUAUGCAAUCCAUUCUCCGGCACUGAACCAAACGUUGGAUAUUUAUAAUGAGGCGCAAGAAGUAAUGGGAAUGGCCGCCAAAAUAAAAAAACAUCAAUGGGAAGCUUCAAUCCUUAGAUUGACAAAGUAUAUGUGAAUGUGGGUCAUGAUAGUAGAAAUUAAAUGGCCUAGCUACAGUAAAUCAUUGUGCCUUAGAAAAUCGAGUUGAGAAACCAACAUAAUGCCAGGCAGAAACAGUAGCCACAGCACUUUCAAAUUCAACAUUAUAUGUAGGUGGAAAAUUGCCCAGGAAAUCCUGCACAGUCAUAUAUUUAAUUUCAAAAAGGUAUAUUUCUCAAAAGUGACAUAAUUUCUUAGAAUCAAAUAGAAAUCUUAUCCAAUGAAUAAAAAGGAGGAGGGGAUGAUUGUCAGGAGUACAGCCUCCAGCAAACCAAAUGUCAGCCAGAAGUCAAGAAGGAGACUGAAGAUCAAAUUUGCUUAAAGUUAUAAAUAUGUUUUAAAUAUAGCAGAAAGCGGAAGAUGGUUGGUUAGGUGAUAAAGUGGAUAAAGCUAAUGGUUUAUUUGGUUUGGGUCUACUAAUAGCGUACAAAGUUAUAAAUACAACAUAAUUUUAUUGUUGUUAUCAACAGGUAUUGGAUAAGAGAAUUCUGGGUCAUGUUCAAAACAGAUUCCAAUCUUACAAACGCCAUGGAGGAAUUUCAAGAAUUGGUGAGAGUUAAUGGUGAGGAGUUGCACUGUCGCCUAAUUGACACAUCUCAAAUGUGAGUGUCAAGGUCUUAAUAUAUUGGGAGAAAUACACACACAUACACAAGAAAGCUAUUGUUGCUAAACUUCCAGGAAAAAUAAUGUGUACUAUCCAGUUAUGAAUAGGAAUGUUUCCUUCUGUUUAACUCCUCAGGAACAGUUUCCAUGUACAGUAUGUGGCAUGGUUGCUGCUUGAAUCACGAAUAUAUAGAAUCAUAGAAUUGUAGAAUAGGAGAGAGGCCUGAGGGUCAUCUAGUCCAAGCCCCUGCAAUGCAGGGAUCUCAGCUAAAGCACCCAUGGCAGAUGCUAUACAAACUCUGCUUAAAAACAUCCAAGGAAGGAGAAUCUCUAAUGUUCUCUCUGGCGUUUUUGUGAGCCCUUUUAGUAUGAACAGGAAGGACUUGGCAUCUAGUCUUCUUCAUUUUUUAAAUAAAAUUUAUUGUUUUACAUUUUUGUAAGUUGCAAUUUUUAUUUGGGUUUUGUAUUUGUGUGUGCACCUUGGCCAAAAGGCAGCUUAGGAAUAAACUUCAACAGUAAUAAUGACCGGGUAUAAAUUGCCAUAGACAGGGACUCAUUUCACACAAAUGGUGUCCCUGUGCAGUUGUGAUUCAAACAUGACCACACUGUGGAUUGCACAUACAAGUUGGACCUUUAGAAAAAUGUUUAGGUCCAGAUUCAACUAAACAGUUGUGCUGUUUAGCUAGCACAAAGGGGGCUUUUUCCUGCAUGCCCCACAUUUCUUGGGGGAGGUGGAUUCUGCUAAAAAAUGGCCUCCCCCCCAAAGCAGUAUCUUUUCUUUGCAGAAGAAUUCGCCUUAUAGAAAGAUAACUUCAAGCAAUAGACACAUAUCUGUCUGGCUCCUGUCCUUGUUGUGUCUUUGCUUGAUUUACUGCUGGGUAUUUUAUCUGGUUUACUAUAAAUGCUGGAGAGAAAUGCUCUUAUCUGAAGUUCACUUCCUGCAGUUCUCUCCUUGAAAGAAAGACAUCUUGCAUGUGAUAUUACUUUCUGCUAAUUCGGUUAAGAAGUGACACCUGAUUAAGGAUAUUGAAAUUAGUUAAUCUCUUGGCUGUGAAAAUUAUAGAUUUGUUGCACAUAGAAUUGUUCUAUGUGCAAUGUUGUACAUUGUGUGUAUAGAAUUCAUGUUUUCACUGAGGACACAAAUUGCAGUUUGUUCUUUUAGUUAUAAUUGGAGCAGAAUGCAACUGUGGGCAGCCAGUUCUAAAAAAACCAUGUAUCACUGGUCCUGAAAGCACUGCUAGGCCCAAUUCAUGGUGUUAGUACUAGCAUAUAAAGCCCUAAAUGGCUUAGGACCCAAGUACCUAAAAGAACCUCAUCCACCUCAGACCUUAUGAUUGACGGGUGAGGGCUUGUUGGUGCUGCCUCCACCAGGGACUGUCUGGUUGGCAUUGACCCAUCGCGGCCUUUUCAGUGGUUUCACCCUGUUUAUUGAGUGCCCUCGUUCAUGAGGUGGCUCUGUCUCCUUCAUUAUUAGCUUUCAGGAGGAAUUUAAGAACAUUUCUAUUUACUCAAUUUGAUGGUUGAAGUACGCUGUUCCUGGAAACCCUGAAAUCGCUGGUUGAGAGAAAGUUUAAAACUAUUUUUAUAAUAGUUUUUAGACAUCUGAGGGCAGCCUCGUGUAGGGAAGUUUCUAAUGUUUGAUGUUUUGUUAUGUUUUUAUAUUUGUUGGAAGCCAGCCAGAGUGGCUGGGGCAACCCAGUCAGAUGGAUGAGGCAUAAAUAAUAAAAUUAUUAUCAUGAUUAUUAUGUUUUUUAAACUAUAUUGUCAGUAUGAUUAUUAUUGUGUUUUUUUGCCAUGUUCUCCUUUGAGAGGGAUAUAAAUUGAAUGAAUGAAUGAAUGUGUGAUUUUGUUUGGAAAGGAAUAUGCUAGUAAAUUCUGCUGCAGAAGAUAAAUUACCCCUUUUGGUUUUCCUUUCUCUUUCUUUUUAAAGAAAUGCCCGAGAGUGGUCCAGAAAGAUCACACAGCGGAUAAAAUCUAACAGCAGUAAGAAACGGAAAGUAUCGCUACUCUUUGAUCACUUGGAACCAGAGGAGUUGUCAGACCACCUCACUUACCUUGAAUUCAAAUCCUUCCGACGGAUAUCAGUGAGCAGAUGGAUUUUCAUAAGUUGAUAACUCAAAUGGUUUUUUUAACAGGGUGUACGUGUAGUUCAGGGGUAGGAAACCUUCAGCCUGCUGGUCAAAUACAAAUCCCCCCAGGACUCUCCCCAGGUCCUGUCAGUCACUGGUCGUGCUCUUUGCCCUCCUUGAGUACUGAAAUGCAGCCUUGAAUGGUGAUAAUGGAUUGUCUAGUAGGCUUUGGGGACAUUUCCUUCCCAGUGGAUAGAAAGGUACAAAAGGCAAAUAUCUUAAAUACUGUUAAUGGGUCAUAAUGGAUUGCAUCCAAUGGUGGCGUUUCACUAGCAGAUGUUGUUUAUGCUCAUACAAGGCAAGUUACCCAGUUUUUGCCAAGCUGCUUAGCUACUAUAAUCCUUUGCACCAUAUUUCAUCCUGUUAUGUAAGGUCCCCCCAAUCUUCAGAUUCAGUUGUUCAUCAGGUGUAGGAGCAGCUUGCAGUGAAUCUCGACUUGCGGAAGUGCUUUUCACUAGUGUACAGCCACCACUGGAUGCAACCCAUUAAACCUGGCAGUCCUAUUCUGUUGGGCUAAAAUUGUGCAUGAUUUGUUUUGCAUCAGGAACAGGUUGUUUAUAAAUAUCAGUUCUUUAUUCUCUUCACCUUUUUGCUUGAAAAUGCAUAACCAUAUUGCUCCAAAGCUGUGGAAUGUGUCCCCCCUCAAAAAAACCCCUAACAUACUCCUCCUGUCUCCUGAAUAAUAUUGCUCAGAUUCUCAGAUGUAAGUUUAGCAGUUAGGGGAAUAAACUGUAAAAGCUCUCACUUAGUCAUGUGUCAGUACUUUUUAUUUUAAGCUCUAGGUUCAUGACUCCUCUCAUGUGCUAAGUUAAAAUCCAACAGCCUUGAAAGCUGGAGUCACGUCUCUGUGUACCCCUGACACACAGACACACACACACUUAUAUAAUGCUUAACAUUUUGCGAUUAAACUGUUAAUGAUUAUUGGUUACAAGAAGCAUAAGGAUAAUGUAUUUCCUGGUUGUAGAAUACAAGUUUUCCCUUUAGUAGUCUGAGAACAAAUUGAUAAGCUUCUACAGAAAGGAAUUACUUUCACUUGUUUUCCAGAACAAUAUCUUGGUGUGGUUUUAAUUAAUUAAUCAAUUAAACUAAUUAAAUAAUAAUAGGAACAACUCUCAUCCUCUGUGUACAUAUUUGACUGUAAUCCAAACCCAGUGAUGGUUAUAUGCGAGCAGAUUAAUAUAGGAUCGGUGAAAAAUUAAGUAGGAUGGUCUUUAUUUCAGGUUAGUGAAUCCAUAACACCUUUUUGUCAGGUUCUGUCUGUCAAUGGUUCUGACUCCAUCCACAGCCCCUGACAGAUUUACCUGUGAGGGAAUGUGACUGAAAAAAGGUUGCCCACCUCUGGCAUACAGUUUGCUCCAUGUACUGCUUAGAAAUAAUGUAUGGAACAGCUUGUCAUGUGGAUAACUUUGCUCACAUGGAGAUUUUCUUAGCAGCUAUUGAAAAUGUCCAGUUUGGGGAUGGAGAUGCUCAAAAUGAAGCAGGACACCUACACAUUAGGUAUCACAUAGCCUUUAAAGACUUUAGAGUAGGGGUGUCCAAACUUUUUUCAAAGAGGGCCAAAGCUUUUUUUAGGACUGAAGUUGUUGUUGUUGAGCUUUUUUAAAGAUUUACCCCAGGAAAUAAACUGCCACAGGGGCCAGAUUAAACUGACUGGUGGGCCGCAUUAGGCCCCCACAACGGACUUUGGACAUGCCUGCUUUAGAGGUCUGUCUCACUGCAAAAACAGGGGGUAUAAGGAAUACAGUAAUAGAUGUUAAAUAAUGUGAAUUUUGCUCCACCAACCUUCUUUUCGUUUAAGCUUCCAGAUUAUCAGAACUACAUCAUGAAUGGCUGUGUGAAGGACAAUCCAACCAUGGAACGCUCAAUUGCUCUUUGUAACGGUAUCUCCCAGUGGGUGCAGCUAAUGGUACUCAAUAGGCCGACACCACAGCUUCGAGCUGAAGUAUUCAUCAAAUUCAUUCAUGUGGCCCAGGUCAGCUAUAAUUUGUUUUGAGUUUUUUGAAGUCAUUUUUUUUCCUGCACCUAUUUAGAAUAAUUUGGGAAGGGCGAAAUAUAUAAAUGUGGGCCAGAUUGUGGAUACUGACAUUGAAUUAAAUUGUGUUAAAUGGUGGGGGACAAUCGAAUCUCAUUGAGGUCAGGUCUCUCUCUGUUCUAUCAUGUCAGUUGAGAAGUAUCAAAAUCAAAAACUGAAUACUGACAGUUCCUAUUUUUUUUACACAGAAACUUCAUCAGUUGCAGAAUUUUAAUACAUUAAUGGCUGUGAUAGGUGGCCUUUGCCAUAGUUCCAUCUCUAGACUUAAAGAAACAAGUUCUCAUGUUCCUCAUGAUAUUCAUAAGGUUUGUUGAACUCUUCCCUCUGUUCCGUGUCUUUAUUUUGCAAUAUUUGUAUACUGCUUUUCAGCCACAAGAAUUGUAAAAGUGAUUCACAAUAAUGAAAUCAGAUUUGCUAACAGACUAUAUUCCUCUCACAAUUAUGGGUCCCUCUCACAAUAAAUAUACUCAUUUAAUAUUUAUGCCACCAAAAUGGAAAUAUUGCUCAAUUAAUAGAGUUUGUUGAGCUUUUGCCACUGUAGCUAAAGCCUGAUUUAUAAAAAGAGAAGUUGUCUAUCAUGUGCUAUAAGACUCCACAACACUCAUGUUGGUGGCCUCAUUCAGAUGUAACACUAAACCAUAGCUGAGCAUCAUGAGAAACAAUUUCAACAAGCCUCAGACUUGUGAGCUCCCCUCCCUUCUCCUCCAGUGGGAUUGCAAGGAGGAGUUUGGAAUCCUUCACUUCUGUUUUUAGAUUAAGCAUAGUUUACUGUGUUUCUGAACAUGGACAGUGGCGAGUUGAAACAAGCAAGUUUCAGUUCAACUCACGGUAUUUAAGAUUAACCACAGUUUAGGAUUAGGAUGCUAUGCUAAACUGCAAUUAAUCUAAAACAGACGUAUAAGAUUCUAAUGUCAUCCACUGUUAUCCACACUAGAUAAGGGAAGGGGAGGAGGGAGAAUCAUGAGUCCUAAGCCAUGGCUUGAAUUUCAGCCAGUAGAUUUACAUUGAAUUUAACAACAAGUAUGCGAAAUUCAUCUGCUGGUGAUGUGGUUCUAAAGUGGCCCUAAUGGUGAGCGUAGUGAAUUAGUGCUUUUCUUUGUUUUUCUUUAGGUGUUUAAUGAAAUGACAGAACUGCUAUCAUCUUGUAGGAACUAUGAUAAUUAUCGACGUGCUUACAGCGAGUGCAGCAACUUUAAGAUCCCUAUCCUUGGAGUACAUCUAAAAGACUUGAUCUCCCUUUAUGAGGCCAUGCCAGAUUACUUGGAAGACAAAAAAGUUAAUAUACAUAAAUUGUAUUCUUUGUAUAAUCAUGUCAAUGAACUGAUACAGCUGCAAGAGAUAGGCCCUCCCCUGGAAGCUAACAAGGAUCUUGUUCAUCUCCUCACAGUAAGUCUCCGUCUUUACAGAUCGUAUUUUAAAUGUCUUUUACUUUCCCCCAUCCUGUGGAAUUAUUUAAAUGUCAGAAAGCUUGGACUGUUAAACCAGGCCGAGCAAUUUUAAGGUAGGCAGGGUAUUUUUUCCCUGUAGGUCUUUGCUCAUGUUGUUGUUGCUGGCAUCUGUCUGUCUCAGGAUACAAUGGUGGAAUGCGCUUUUGGGGGUGAAGUCAUACUCUUGGAAGGUUGCAGCGCCUGCGGUGGCUGUAGAGACAGAUACGGGAGAGAUGUUUUGCUGCAUCUGGGUGCAACAAAAUGCGUCCAGGUGUGCUGCUGCAGAUGCACCAUGGUAUUUCUUCUCCCUGUGCCAUUCUCCCAGUGGUCAUUUCUCCUCUGGAUACAUGACCUGACUGUCUGUCUCCAGCCACUGCGGUCAUCUGCAAGGGACUGCUUACAUGGCAAGGUUAAUGUUGCUAGCCUUCGUGUCACAGAUGCAGACAUCUUUGUAAUGCCCAGUUGGUCUGGUGCCUGAAGAUGGCUCCUUGGAGAUUCUGCCACCUUCCCUUCUGUGGACAUGACAAAGCUAGCGUAGACAUCACUGAGACAGGAGUGUGAACGUGCUGAGAAUGUUGGCUUGGGAGAGCACAUCUUUGAGACCCUGUCCUGUCGUAUGAUACCCAAAUGUUUCCUGACACAGUGCAUUGUAGGUCUUUGCUCAGCAGUACAAUGACAUAUCAAUAGGCAGAUAGGCCUUGUGAUUUUUGGAAAACCACUAAGUGUGUACCUACUUGCUUUCCUGAGGGCUGGUCAGUCCACUUCCAUGAGAUCAUUCACUAACAUAAUGCUGCUAAUUUAUGGUGCUUCAUUAUGGCCUUUUCAGAUACUGUACUGUCGUGGUUCAGUUGUGAUGUGAAACUACAUCACUUAUCUAGGGUGUCCUACAGCUAUAAGAAGUUCUAGAAUAGAUGCACAGUUGCCUUCUUAGAUUGCCAGAUUCCAUGUAACUUUCCAUGACAGUGGCCUACUUCUGAGAGUGGAGGGUGAAUGGUAGGUGUCUCAUGGGUACAUACCACACACUGCAGCUCACCUGUGUGGGAGUGAAUAUAUCAGCAUGGUCUCAUGGAGCUCUAAACUCAUGGAAACCUUUUUUGGGAGUAUCUACUCUGCAACACUAAGAUUAGAAUUGGCUCUAAGAACUGAAGCUGUAAGAUGCUUCACCCCACAUGCCACUGCUAUCACAAGUUGUUCUCUCAUGGACUUUGGUCCACAAAACAUUUGCUUCCCAUUACAUUUUAGCAAAAUAACUUGACACAUCCAAAAAGGACAGAUCUGUGAUCUUUCACAAUAUAAGUGUAAAGGCACCUUAAGUGAAAGCUGCCAACUUGAAGUAUAAAAAUUACUUCUGUAUUGUUGGAAAUGGGAUUUUAAAUUCCAUUGUUGAUCCUCUUUCUUUUAAAAGGUACUUCUAAAUACUUUCUGUUAAAAAAAAUCAAAAUCAAAACAAUAGUUUUUUUAAAACAACAACAACAACCACAACACAACACAACACCAUAAGCUUAUACCAUUUCAGUAUGCAUUAUAAAAUGCUUCAGUUACACUUCUUUUAAAAAGACAAGCUCUUGCCAGAGAAGCUGCAGCAACUUAGAGUGUAAACUGUUUCUGUGUUUGUUUUCAGCUGUCCCUUGAUCUUUACUACACGGAAGAUGAAAUCUAUGAACUUUCAUAUGCACGAGAGCCAAAAAGUCACCGGGCUGCAGUAAGAAUCUUAGCAAUUCAGUUAUAGUUUCCAUGCAUUAAACCUGCAUGUUGGUACUUAACAGUGCUAUUUUUACUAGAUUAGUUUGGGUUUAUAUCCUGCUUUUCUGCGAAGAAAUUGUGCUUUGAAUUACUUGGAGCGACUUAAGAUGCAGCAAUAGAUUUUCAGCUCUGUAAUAUUUCAAUGAAUAAUGCCAUAGCAAACCACUCAGUAACCUAUUCCAUUUAUACAUUUCAGUAAGCACAAGAUCCUUAAUUCAAACGAGCAAAAUAACAAUAUUUGUUGCCCAGAUGCAUCAAAAUCAUUUUGGAGCACAUUAUAUCAGAAAAUUUUAAAGAAGUUCAGCACUAGCAAGAAAAAAAUGGAAUAUUUACUGCUUUGAAAAUCUAACCUAGCAACCAGUAUACUAGAACAGAGAUGAAUACCAAAAGGCCACAAUUUAGCUGGAUGGUAGAACCCUCAAACCAGUAUUUCACCACAAGCCAGGCAGGAGGUCAAAAGGGAGCCAAACCAAGCCCUCUCAAAGCCAGGGAUAGUGACAAGAGCAUAUAUUGUGACUAUCAUUCCCCAGGACACCUCAAGCCUAAUCUGGCCUCCCACUACAGGCUUGACAAAAGGCCAGAAAACCAUCUGGGGAGAGGAGGGAGGAGAAGAAGAGAGGGCCUGGCUACUGUCCAAUUCCCUUUUGAGUUUCUCUCUUUGGAGUCAGUCCAGUAGCUGCUGAAGCAACCCAGUAUCUCAGUUCUUCAUGGGUGGGACUUCCAAACUCAGGGCACUGAUGGGCUUUUGGCUCAGCUCUGCUCUGCUGUCACCCCGUGAGUGAUUAACGGACUGGAGGAGGCUCCAGAUGACAGCCACCUUCCUUCAAACCUGCCGCCUGCAGGUGCACUGCAGGUUCCAACACUGCUGUAUUGCAAUGCACACCAGGAUAUAGCUAAGCAAUGGAACUUGAGACUCUUAACCUCAGGGCUGUGGGUUCAAGCCCCUCAUGGGGCAAAAGAUUCCUGCAUCACAAGGGGGUUGGACUAGAUGACCCUCGUCGUCCCUUCCAACUCUACAAUUCUGUUGUAUGUGACAGCAUCUGAAUGUGAAUAUUUCAAAUGUAGGGAAAGUGCAACUUGCCAACUAUAAUUUGGUAUCUUCCAUCCUUGUGAGAAUGAUAUAAUCAGAGUGAGGUUAAUAGCAUAUAGACUGUGGAAUUCUCUCCCCUCAGAGGUGCACAUGGCCUCUGUGCUACGGAGGUUUUCAGAACCCACCUUUCUGAACCAAUUUGUCUUAAAAAAAUAUUUUUCUAGAGAGUUACGUAACCAAGUAUAGCUCACAUUACUCUCUGUUAUUUGUUUUAAUUGACCUCUUAAGAACUGUUACUGCCUUUGCAGGUUUCGAUUAUUUUUAUAUCAGUCAUUGUGCUUUUAUGAUUGUGAACUGCCUUGGGUGAGCUCUGCUCCGAAAGGUGGGAUUAUAAAUAAAUACAACUAGGAUGCACCAAGUUAGUUGUGUCUCACUGGUUUACUUACAUUUUCAAUAUACAUGCAAUGCUUAAUUUUUUAUUUUUUUUUGUAAGGAUAUUUUAAAACAUUUAGGAAUAACUGCUCUUAACAGAUGGAUUUAUUUUUCUUUCAAUAACAUGGAAAUGAAGUUUGAAUGUAGAUGUAUAUAAUUCUUAUUUUAGCCUUUGACGCCUUCUAAACCGCCAGUAGUAGCAGACUGGGCCUCUGGUGUAGCCCCAAAACCUGACCCAAAGAUCAUUAGCAAACACGUUCAGAGAAUGGUAGAUGUAAGUAUGCGAAUUGUUUAUCAUGCUUGUUUUAUAUUAACAUCUUGCAAGCCUGAUUUGGCUCAUUGUACAUUCACCAUGGGAGUACCGUAUUUUUUGCUCUAUAACACACACCCGACCAUAACACGCACAUAGUUUUUAGAGGAGGAAAACAAGAAAAAAAAUAUUCUAAACGAAACAGUGGAUGUAUGAUUUUUGUGGUUCAUGCUGUGGUCACAGACAUGUGAUCUGACGGUGAGUUUGGGGUAGCCCAAUGCAAAAAUCCUGAGGAUCCAUGUGGAUCCAUGCUUUGUAACCACAUUUUUGCACCACUGCGGCCCCAGGCAACAGUGGGUGCGUGAUUUUUUUGGUGCAAGCUGUAGCCAUGGACAUGCUAUGUGAUCUGAUGGUGAAUUUGGGGUGACCCAGUGCAAAAAUCCUGAGGAUCCAUGUGGAUCCAUGCUUUGUUACCACGUUCUAAGUGGGGAAGGAAGGAAAAGCACUCAAGGGACAAGGAGCACCCGUGGGUGUGUGGAGAAGGAUGCUGUUAAUAAUGCAGAAGAGGUGUAUAAGAGGAGAAGGCUCCUCUCCUCUUCUGCUUUGCUCCUUUAAAGCAAGCAGGCUCAGCUUCUCUCCCUCCUCCCCGGCUCGCUGAAAAACUUUGCUGCUAUUCAGUGAGCUGAGUGGGGAGGAGAGAGGGACAGAGAGCCUUCUUGCUUUAAAGGAGCCAACCGAGGAGAGAGGGACAGAGAGCCUUCUUGCUUUAAAGGAGCCAACCUCUCCUCUCCUGCUUUGCUCCUUUAAAGCAAGCAGGCUUUCUGUCCCUCUCUCCUCCCCACUCAGCGGCUCUUCUCCCGCUUUGCUGUUUCAAAGCAAGCCACGGAGGAGGGAAGGAAGGGGAACCAUGGAUCCUCUGCUCACGACUGCAGCAGAUCCCCCCGCCAUCUGUAGGCAUUCGCUCCAUAACACGCACAGACAUUUCCCCUUACUUUCUAGGAGGAAAAAAGUGAGUGUUAUGGAGCAAAAAAUACGGUAAAUAUCCCUGUUGCAAGUUUCCCACUCAUUUCAGAUUUCCCAUUCUCCUUGAAGCAUUAAGUGGGACCAUCAUGCAGUAGGUUUCUAUGCUCUCAGCUUCUAAAAGCAUGGAGCAAAAAGAGUGAAACAUGCUUUCUGAUGGUGUCCUCAGUUCAUACUGUGAGUGCUGUAGAUGUAAACAGCUGGAGGUGGGAAACACAACAUGGGGCUGCUGAUCUCAGUGGUGACCAUAAUGUGUAGCCCAGGUAUAAGAAUCUCAGUACUGUCACUUAUGCUUUAGAGAGAUAACCUAGAUUUCUCUCUAGAUAUAGGACCCCCCACUGCAGCAUAUAACUUGCAAUUUACUGUGCCCAAGGAGGGGAGAAAACUGUGGGAAAUGUAAGAGAAUUUACGAGAUGUUCAAAGAGUGAAGGAGGAGAAUGAGAGAAAAGCAGAUAGGUAGCCAUACCGUGUGCUUUGUCAAGUUGUGUAAGCUAAAUGAAGUAUUAGAGUAAGGUGUGUACUUGACAAAGCUGCCAUAUGUAUGCAGCAUAUGUACUUAUGUGCAGAGAACAUAGUCAGAGCAGCUUGCAGAAGUAUCUUACUCCAAUAUACCUAAAGGCUAGUCAAGAAUCUGCCUCAUAAAACACUGCACAGGUUUUCCUAUGAGAGGAACUGAGACUGCAUGUACAUAGAUAUGCCCACAAGCUGUUGCCAUUGUUGCAUUAUACAAUGCCUGUACUAAAGUGCAUUUAAUUUUGAAAUUAAAUUACCAUAGAACAUUGUAGUAUUUGUUUGUAUAAUAUUAACUUGUAGCAAGUGCUUUAAAAAACCAAACUGAAGUGAUUUUUAGUUGGUUCCAUUUAAUUUCCCCCCUUUUGUUCUGUUCAGUCUGUUUUCAAAAAUUACGACCAUGAUCUGGAUGGGUACAUUUCUCAGGAAGAAUUUGAGAAGAUUGCAGCAAGCUUUCCUUUCUCAUUUUGUGUAAUGGACAAGGACAGGUGUGUACAUCCAAACAACAUUUAUGCUUUUGCUCUUCCAUUUUUUAAUUGCCAUAAUAGGUUAACUUGCACCCACGUGCUUCCCACUCAGAUGAAUGGACUGAAGAAUUGUGGGUAGCUGGGCUGCAUUCUGGAAUUGGGUGGGGAGGCGUGUCUCAAGACCACUAGCUUGAGCUUCCCUCCAAUUGGUAGAUCGCCCAUUUGUGCGAUUAUUUUCAGAACAACAGUUAGAAGUCAGGAACCUGCUUACCUUCAAAGAGUUAAUGUUGGAACAACGUUCUUCUUUUAUGUUUAGGGGAGGAGUCCCCUGUUGUGCAAUUUCCAUAUUCCUCAAGGACUGUUCAUUGUCCCAAAUGGCAUUAGAAAUUGUAAAGAGCAAUUUGAAGGUUCAGUGUUAGGAAGUAUUCCCUGGGCUUCUCCUUUGUUUCGAUAAUUGUGCAGCGUGUUCAGAAUCAAUUGUGAAGCCUGCUCCUUAAGCUGUUUUUGUUGAAUGUUAAAUGAGUUGCUGCAGAACUCAUGACCUGCUUGACAGGAUCAUGUGGGGUGUAUGUGUGUGCGUGCGUGUAAUAUAUUUCUAGAUGUUCAUUGCUGUGAAAAUGAAUUAAUGCAUUUACCUUAGUCUCUAAUUUACCAGAGGGUUGGCAGUGUGUGUAGGUGGAGUGAAACAGAGCGGGAGAUACUGUUAACUCCUUGUGAUUUUAGCAGUAUUAAACCUCAAAUGACCCUCUUCCUUCUGUGCAUGUGUAUGUUUUUACAGGGAAGGUCUGAUUAGCAGGGAUGAAAUCACAGCUUACUUCAUGAGGGCCAGCUCAAUCUAUUCUAAACUAGGCCUUGGCUUCGCCCACAACUUCCAAGAGACCACUUACCUGAAGCCUACGUUCUGUGACAACUGCGCUGGAUUUGUAAGCUUGGGUUUAGGGGGUAUUUUAAAAAGUAAAUAAUGCUACAUGUUGCGUGCAGCAAACUGUUAUCCACAAAUAUUUUAUUACAGCAUCAGCUCUAGUUUGCUGUUAGCAUGGCUAAAUUAACUUUGCCCUUUUAGCUUUUAAUAGUAUAAUUGCUAUUAGCUGCCAGAAUGAGGAGGAACCAUAGCUUUUCUUUUAUUUUUAUUUUUUAUUUUAAGAUUUUCUACCCUCCCAACACUGUAUGAUCCCAUGGCGGGUUACAACAAUAGAAUCUACAAUUAUAAAAACAAAUAAAACCAUCACAAUUAUAAAACACAUUAAGCAGUUCCAAAUGGAACAGAAUACUAUAAAUUCAGCAAAAGUGGUGGGUAAAACAUGCUGGUAAUUUUCUUAGACAAUUAAGAAUCCAAGGGAGUCUAGAUUGUGAUUGUGGUUUAGAUUUUGAUAGUUUUGGAGCUCCGUGGAUGAUAGCAACACUUAUCUCUUGUAUAGGAUUUUCUAGUGCUUUUUAAUAUUUUUUUAAGAAAAGAAGGCACAGGUACCAUGAAGUUGUCACAGUAAGUGCUACACUUUUAACAUUUUUUUUAAAGUUGCGGGUACUGCUUACCUUUGAGUACCCCCAGAAAAAAAGCACUUGGUUUUUCUAUUUGGAGAUUUAGUCUGUUCUUAAUGGGGCAGAGCACUGAUUUUUGAAAAGGAGAAGCAGAAAGCCUCAGAACACAUAUGCGGGUGGGUCAUUUUGAUUGGAUGACUUUGCAGAAUUGGAGUAGUGAAUUGAGGUUGAGGAAAGGUAUGAGUCUACUGUCUUAAGUUCACUGUAGUGUGAUAAUAUGUCUUUGCUUGAAUUUUCAGCUCUGGGGAGUUAUUAAACAAGGAUAUAGAUGCAAAGGUAACACAUUCUGCUUUUGUUAAUGAUUUUAAAGGGCUUAUAAAUGACAGCAGUUCUGUGGUUCUACACUAAGAGUGCCUUACCAUAUCCAUGACCCCAUUUUGUGUUGUGAAACUUUUUCCUUUGAGAAAUAGACCUAAGAAUAAGCUGAGAGACAAAGUCUCAAUCUGUAGGAAGUUCAGAGGGUCUAGCACAAACCACCUAGAAACACUCAAAGUCACCCCCAGUGUCUCCCCAGCCCCUGGCUACUUCCAGCUCUCAGAUCCUGCAUCCUUCUAGAAAACAACUUAGAUAAUUUAAGGAAUCAUUCCCUCCUACACUCACACAUUUUGGACAUUAAAUGGUAGGCGAUUGUAUUGCUUGGAUACUAAGCAGCAGCAGAAUGUAACACAGCCAUGUGAUCUGAAUUAAAUAUUGCAUUAAUAAAUAUGAAAGUGGCACAAGAAGUAACUCAUAGUAAAGGAAAGUACUCCAUCCUUGCUUAUUACAACUAUGGCUGCAAUCCUAAUCACACUUAGUAGGGAGUAAGCAACACUGGACACAGUAGAGUCAAUCAUGCAUCGACUUGUGCUGUAAGUUGGGGUUUUUUUUUAGCAUUUUGUGAGGUUUCUACAGAGGAAAGAACUUUGGCUUCAUGGGGUGGGAAAUGAAAUAUUAGUGUGAGAAAAGACACCCCUCCCCCUGCUUAGUUUUUGUUUCAAGCCAAUGACCUUUCCUUGUUUGUAUUUGUUUGCAGAUUGUGGAAUGAACUGCCACAAGCAAUGCAAAGAUCUGGUUGUAUUUGAAUGCAAGAGAAGAGCCAAAGUCCCAGCAGUAGACAACAGCCCUGCUUCAGCCCUUGCAUCUAGUCUUUGUCCCAUGGGGCUCAAAGAGCACAUGCAUGGUGAGAAAGUUUCUUAUGAAGAAUUCAUGAGUGAAGAAAUUGGGUUAGCCCAACUUCAUUCCACUCCUACACCAUUUCCACCUAUAGCAGCCUUUCUUAAACCUGGGGUCCCUGGGUGUUGUUGGACUUCAGAUCUCAUCAUAUCAGACUACUGGUCCUGCUAGCUAGGGAUUAUGGGAGUUAGAAUCCUAGUUGUAAACAACGUUGCGUGCUUUUCUUUAAAAAGUGGAAUAGCAAGAUAUACAUGUUUUCAAUAAAUUUUCAGUAAUCCUCACAAAAGCCCUAUAUUAUUAUCUCCACAUUAUGGAUCAUGUAGAUGUUUUGUUUCUUCACUUCACCAAUGCAGCCAGGAGUGAUAUUAAUUAAGUAAGUGGGCAACAAUGGAUAGAAAGAGAAGUCUGGGAAGAAUGAUAUGUACCGUAUUUUUCGCUCUAUAGGACGCACUUUUCCCCCUCCAAAAAUUAAGGGGAAAUGUGUGUGCGUCCUGUGGAGCGAAUGCAGGCUCCUUGGCUUCAGCAAAAGCAAUGCGAAGCCUCCAAAGUGCAGAGGGAGCGCUCCGUCCACGCUCCGGAGGCUUCGUGUUGCUUUCGCUGAAGCCUUCAGAGUACAGUGCAAGUUCCCGCUGCGCUCCGCGGGCUUCAGGUUCCUUUCGCUGAAGCCAGGAGAGUCUUGCUCUUCCUUUUGCUGAACCGGGAGAGCAAGACUCUCCUGGGUUCAGCAGAGAGGGAGAGCUGUGCAGCGCCCCUUUAGCCAAGCGGGAGGAGAAAUGGAACGGGCUCUGUUUCUCCUGCCGCUUCGCUGGAGGGGCACUGAGCAGAGAGGGGGAACAUUUUUUUUUCUUGUUCACCCCCUCUAAAACAAGGUGUGUCCUAUGGUCCAGUGUGUCCUAUAGAGCAAAAAAUACGGUAGUUAUAUCAGCAAAGCAUUUCACCUACUUUGAUAAUUAAGUUUAAAGGAUAGCAUGCAACUCAUUUUAACCACUGCCCUGCUUUCAUCUCCCAUAUUUAUAUAUUUGUGUGUUUUCCCAUCCCCUCGUUUUCCCAUCCCCUACAGGUCUGGAGGAGGGAGGAUUUCCAUUUCCUAACGGAGAAGUUGUGGAGCACAGUGAAGGGAGCAAAGACAGAACUAUUAUGCUUAUGGGGGUGUCGGCUCAAAAGAUCUCAGUGAGGCUAAAGCCAUCUGUGUUACACAAGAGUACGCAAACUGACUUAGUGGUGGCACAUAGUGAUGGGCUACCCAAGCAACAGAGAGAGCCAGGAACGCUACCUGAAAACACUCUUCUGCAGCCUACUCCGCUGUCGCCGUGUCCAAGCCCGGUUCUUAGUCGUAAAAAGGCGUAUGUGAAAUGGGAAAACAAGGACUGCAGUCAAAAAGCAAAGCAGGAGCCCUGUGCUCUAAAACCCACAUACCAGGAAUUAGAGCAGGUACCGCAAACAGUUUCUAAGAUUCACAUGUAAUAAAUAACACAGUGUGCAGUAUUACCACUAUGACAAAUGGGAACCAGUUUGAGAAAGUCAGAAUAGACUGGGAAGACCCAGGUUCAAUUUUGUUCAGUUGGUAGGUAACAUCCCUGAUAUAUCUACUGCUAAAUGUCAAAUAGUUAUAAGGGAUGUGAUACGUUUAAGGGAAGUAGCUGUCGGCUGCCUAAUGAGUGUCAUUGGGGUGGAAGCCUGAUAACAAAGCAAUCCCACCUUGUAAUCUCAUUGACUGGGCUGGGGAGAGAAUGGCAGAGCUACCAUCAAAUCCAUUCCUCUGCCAUUUUCUUGUAGUCAGGUUGGGAUGGAGCGACAUUUUCCUUCUCCCUUCGCAUUGCCUACAAUGGAUAAGGCAAAAAAAUCUAUAUAUUAGACAGAUGUGUUCUCUUAGAGUCUUGAUUAAAUGUUGUCUUUUGCACGCGAGAGCAUGUCUCGUUUUCUUGAGAGAUGCAGUAGCCGUAAUUGCUCCUCUCUUAUGCAGACAGCUGUUUAUUUUUCACUCCAUUUACUGUUCAAGCCGUUAUGAUUUGAAUAAUAGUUAAGUGAACCUGGAGAAUAAGAUGCUAGUCAAGCAAGUGUUUCUGCUAAGGAGGACUGUAGAUACCGAAACUGUUCUUUAAAGUAUAUUCUGCUCGGAUGACACCAACCUGUGUUUUUUGCUUAGGAGAGAAACAUCCUUACAACAGAGAAUGAAGCUUUAAAGCUACGGCUUAAACAGGCACAUAAGAAAAUUGAAUUCCUCAGCAUUCGAAGAAACCACAUACUGGACAGCAGGGAACAUGGAGACUGCUUGUAGCCAGGUGGACAGUAAAGGCAAUGGGACCUUUGAGGGCGAUGCAUUCAAACGUAUGCAGAGCGGCAGGUUUUUAAACAGAGGUAUUUCUGUUCAGUCUUCCCUGUCCUGCCUGAUAUUAGUACUUGUGGGCGUAUGCAUGCCUUGUCAACAGGUUUCAAACAGUUUGCCCUUUGUUUGGCGGAAAUGACGGCAUUUGGAAUUAUGGCAAGAAUUACUCUUGCUGCCUUCAUAACAAGGGGUGGAAUUCAGUGUAGCUCUCAGUAUGCAUGGCGAACAAGGUUAACACAAACAACGGUCCUGAAAUCUGCUCAUGGACCACUGGCACACCCUCCCCCAAAACAAAUCUGCUCCAGAAUAUCUCACAAGCAUUUGGAGCACAUUUUGAGGGCAUGAGGUGGCGGGGAUGGAGUGGGGGGGCUGACUGCAGGCAGCAGGAAAGGAAGAGGGGGAACUUUAUUAUGUGCGCAGGCGCCUGUUAUGCGAAUGAUACUGCAGUGCUGGAUACACCCCCUACCUCUACAGCCAACCUUACUGCCCUUGGAGGGUUGGCAUAAUUAAGAUUAAUAAUUCAAAACGGUAGCCCUGCACAAUCAAUAUGUAUUCGUUAGACCUGUGGACAAAUAGCAUUAGAGAUGCUAAAAGCUGCUUAGUGUUGUCUUGCGAAAAUCACUUUAGAUUUCCAUCUUAUCAUGAUUCCAGAACUGACACAUAAAUGAUGCACUGUAAAAUAUGAUAUCAGACACUUGUGACCCUUUCUGUAGCUUGUGUUAAUAUUUAUUCACAACUUCUGGUUAAAUCUCUGGCUUCAAAUUGAGUCUAUAAUUUAUUUUUUACAAGAAUGACAUUAUGAUGUGCCCAGCAAUGGUGGUGUUUGUACUUUGUGUUCCACUGUGUAUGCUUACUCCUUUUGGAGUAAUUUCAUGGUUAAAUAACUUUUUUUGUACUUUUACUUGCAAAGCCUAGAGUAAGAGGCUUGUAAGAUUAUUUAUGUGAGCAGCUUCUGUAAUGUAAAUUUGUGAGUUGAAGGAACUAGCACCUGUUCUUAUUGUUAGCUGAGCUGAUAAAGUAACUACACUUUACAAACUGUAAAUAUAUAUGUAAUAUUUAAAAUUGACCAAGCAUGAUUUUCUAAAACCUAUGUGAACUGUGUUGAUUCUUAGAAGCUAUACACUAAACAAGAACAAUCUAGGGAACAUAGAAAUGAAAAGCUAAACUGACACAUCUGGCAAGUUUGCUUUUUCCUUUGCAAACAUUUGCCCUCCUUCAGCAGUCUUCUCACAGGCAACAGUUUUCUUUCUGGGCAAACCUACAAAGUAUCCAGUCAAAACUAGUAUUAGACUAGUUGGUCUACUCGUAACACACACAUUUCCCUUCCUCCUUGUCAUCUGAGCACUGAUGGCAGUGGUUUCCACAGUUGCAAUGAAGUGUUCUCUGGGGUAGACCUUGUUUUCUGGCACAAAACAUGGAGAAGACACCCCCUAAACCCUAUGGGACAGUAGGAUUUCACCUUAAACUAACUUUCUGUAAGAAUCUUUGAAUGUUUAUGGAGUGGUUAACUGAGCCAUAGGACUUGGAUUCCAUUUUUGUCUCACACAUUAUUUUAACAUCUGCAUGGCAAUGGUGUGAGGUUUUGCAUGACAGUCUCAUUAGUAGGCAGGUGGUACCUGAUUAUAGCUUACCUUCUCAAAUCCCAGUGAGGCAGUCAAAAUUCUUAAUGGGUGCUUAGAGUGAGUUAUGAGAUUGAGGAAGGUUGAUAAUCAGUUUGUUUAAGACAAGCAUGUUAAUUAUUAGUAAAUAUGGUAGUAGAUAGGAGAGCCUGCCCUGGGUAAGAUGCUGCUUGGAAAUGCUACCUGGGCCCACGUGAGCAGUGAUGAGUAGGAGUGCAUUUUUCAAGUUAUACAUGGGGCACUAGUUGUACCCUUUCCCAGGAAACAAAGACCUUGCCCUCAACAUGCAUGUAUUGGUAAACCUAGAUUUGAUUAGCAUAAUGGGAAAAUCCCAUUCCACUGUGUGGAAAGCUCAGUUUGUCCUGAGUGCAGCAGACCAAGCUAUUAAUAAGAAAUAGUAAGAAGAAACACAUUACAUCGGCCCUAAAAGAGCUACAUUUGGACUGGUUUGCUAAUUAAUUUGUGAUUAAUUUGUGGGCAGAUUUCAGAGAACUGGAACUGACUUUUAAAAGCCUAAAUGACUUGUUAUCUGAAGGAAGCCCUUCACAUCCAGUAUGAUCCAAUGAGGCUCUCUCUGCUAAGAAUGCCACAACUAUCUGAGGUAUAAACAGGGUGUGACUUAGACGACAGUCUUUUCAGUGGCAACUCUUGCCAGCUGUUACUAUUUUGAAGAGCAUUUGUUAAAGUUGCCUUUCUGAGUUGGGCUGAAAUUUAACCUCUGUGAACGAUUGGUUUUUAUGAUUCUGCACUGCUUUGUCAUUCAGUAUUUUUAUAUUGACUCAGGAUAUUUGGCUAGACCAGAGUACAUAAAAUAAAUGAAGGUCCUAAUUCUGGGGACAGUUGCACGACAAUGAGCCUUGUGGAACUCACUGGGAUUUAUCUUGGGGUGAACUCCCAUAUGCUUAGGCUGUAGUUUUAUCCUCUCAAGCAGCUGCAUGCAUUGUUUGUGGCAAGGCUUUGGUGCCACAAGCACAGUUCUGUUAACAAGUACGGUUUUGUCAAGGAAACAUAGGUAUGGGUCAUCUCCAGUGCAAGCAAGUGCAUGUAUUACUGCUCUAGCACACGCAUGGCAGCCAUUUCGAACUUUUUGAAAGACAGUAUCUUGACAUUCAGCUGUCCAUGGGUGGUACUGACCUAGCUCACCGUCUUUCCCUCAGCAUUCUUUGUGCCAAAUACACAUGCCAAAGCAACACAAACUUGGCACCUUGUUAGGCCUGUUGUCUUAUAUUUAUGCCAGUCACCUCACAUUUACUGUUGUUCAAACAAGAUGAAAAUAGUAAAAUAAAAAAAGUAUUAGAAAUAGGUUGUAACACCAAUUGUGUGUUAUUUUUCUUUAAAUAAAUUGCUUUCAUUGACCGUGAUAUAUGUGAAACUAUGACAAUCAAAGAAACUGAUCUAUAAAAUGUACAGGCUAUAAAGGUUGGCUAAAGUGCAAUUUUUUGUUUGAUAUUUAUUAAAAUUAAAUUACACAGUAAUUUUUUGUGCUCUGUUCUUGAACUAUCUGUGGUAGCCUUGGGUCUGGCAAGAGCCUCCAAAGACUUUCAGUUCUUAGCUGAUCAGCCAGAUGCAAUUCCCAUAAUUAUUUUUGGCAUAAGGUGCUGAGAUUUUCAUCCUGCCUCUCUCAGUUCCAUGCAGAGAAUGUUUCUUAAUGCAGGUGCACCCCACGUGGUGACAGCUGGUAUUUACCAUCAGACAGACAUGAAGGAUUGAGAAUUAACUGCAUCCAUCAAAUUAGAAACAUGCUAGUUCUUACAUGUUGCCAGAGAAUAACUAACAGCGGUCUGUACGUAGCUCACAUUUGUAAGAGAACCAAGCUUCAGGUGAAUUAUGAUAAUCUCUUGAUCUGCCUUUUUAACUUUUGCUUUCUCCCGGUAAUCUACUUCAAACUCCUGAUUAUGCAUCACAUGGGCAAAAUGGAUAAAAAGUCUUUCUUCUUUUCUUAUAACGCUGGAAACUGGAGCCAUCUAAUGAAGCUGAAUGUUGGAAGGUUCAGAGAAGACAAAAGAAAGCACCUUCACACAGUGCAUAGGCAAAUGAGUGAAUUUGCUGCCACAAGUUGUAGUGAUGGCCGCCAAUUUGUAUAGCUUUAAAAGAGGAAUCACUGCAGAUGGUGACAGCAGCCACAAAAUUAAAAGACGCUUGCUUCUUGGGAGAAAAGCAACGACAAACCUAGACAGCAUCUUAAAAAGCAGAGACGUCACCUUGCCAACAAAGGUCCGUAUAGUAAAAGCUAUGGUUUUCCCAGUAGUGAUGUAUGGAAGUGAGAGCUGGACCAUAAAGAAGGCUGAUCGCUGAAGAAUUGAUGCUUUUGAAUUAUGGUGCUGGAGGAGACUCUUCAUGGACUGUCCCAUGGACUGCAAGAAGAUCAAACCUAUCCAUUCUUAAGGAAAUCAGCCCUGAGUGCUCACUGGAAGGACAGAUCGUGAAGCUGAGGCUCCAAUACUUUGGCCACCUCAUGAGAGAGACUCCCUGGAAAAGACCCUGAUGUUGGGAAAGAUGGAGGGCACAAGGAGAAGGGGACGGCAGAGGAUGAGAUGGUUGGACAGUGUUCUCGAAGCUACAAACAUGAGUUUGACCAAACUGUGGGAGGCAGUGGAAGACAGAAGUGCCUGGUGUGCUCUGGUCCAUGGGGUCACGAAGAGUCGGACACAACUAAACGACUAAACAACAACAAAAGAGGAAUAAACUAAUUCAUGGGGGAUAAGGAUGUCAGUGGCUAUGUUCUGCCUCCAAAUAUCAGUUGCUGAGACUCACAAAUGCUUAUGAGAUUCUUAUAGGCCUCUAGCUUUUGGCAUGAUCCAGAAAGGCUCUUGUAUUCUUACCAGAUGAGGCAUCUUUUUCAGCCCGAGGGGCCACAUCUUCUAGGGCUCAAUGCAAAAAUUGACCAUGGCCACUCUACAUUUGCACAUUCUGCAUGCAAAGCUGAUGUUCUACCACUGAGCUAUGACUGUCCCUUCCUGGAGAACUAGGGAUGUGUGUGUGUUUGUGUGCGUGCAUGCAAUUGCCAGCUGUGAAGGGAGACAUGGGAAAACACUGCUUAUGAUGCAAUGUUCCAGAAAAGCUUACAUAAAGAUUGAAGAAAAAUAGAAGUUGCCCUGAUCUACCACAUUAUGUUAUUUAAUUUCAAGCACCAUUGCCACUGCCAAUCCCCAUACUGCUGGUUCCUGAUCACAGGCCUGUCCCUCUUGCAUACUGUAGCUAGCCAGUAGUAUUCAAUGUACAAAAAGCUACACUGAUGACAGCUUUACAGUACUUUAUUUCUCAGUGCUCACAGGUGUAAACAACCUAUUUCUUAAACACAAAAUACUCUCCAGUUGGUUGUCAAAAAGCACAAGGUUUUCACUAUGUCCACAAGCAUUUUUAAAAGGAAAGUGUUCAAACAUAAAUGGAAUUGCUCUUAACACAAAACUAUUUACAGAAAAUGUGUUUCACAAAAUACAGUUCAGGUUUAAAACAUACAAAAAACCGAUUUAUAGAAACGUUCAAAAAUCAAGCAAGUUUAAUUUAUUGCAUUUUUUUUUUAGGUUGA